Messenger RNA from Podarcis lilfordi (Lilford's wall lizard), 71728 nucleotides. The record is from the annotation of a GenBank genome assembly. Lineage: Eukaryota; Metazoa; Chordata; Lepidosauria; Squamata; Lacertidae.
GUUUCCCGGGGCGGCUGCCUGAGAACUCCGACCCGCUUCCUCAGCCUCCUCCCAAGAACGCGCUCAUUGGCCAAAGCAAGAGAAGCCUGGGACCAAUGGGGAAGCCGCCUGGAAAGCGGCGUUCCUCCCCUGUUCUCAAGUGGAAGCCGCGACCGCAGCAUCCCGUCCCCGCUGCUUGGAAGGGAAAGGCGAAGGGGCCACUGACUGGGGAGGGGGGGUGGUCUCGCCUGGCAGGCGCUUCUCUUUCCCGAGGGUGCCUCAGCCCAGGCCAUUCCCGCUGAGGGGAAGGCAAAGCAAGCCGCCGCUGCGAGAGGGACAAAGCUGGCCAAGCUUCCUCUCCUGCUGAAGUCGUAGUCUGCCUGCCUCUCCUCUUCCCCGGGGACUGAGGGGAGCCAACUGGGGUUGGAGGCAGCUGAGGAGGCGACCCUGGCAGUCCCUCGCCUGGGGAGGGAGAAGCCUCGGGGCGGGGUGGGCGGAGAGACGCGGCGCCGAGGAGCGAGCCGGCAAGUUGUGGCUGCGUGCGCGGAGGUCUAUGUCUCGCGAGGAGCCGCAGAAGGUCACCGCCAAGUGGAGGAGGCACCAUGGUCCUGGAGCGCAUCUUCAGGUAAUGGAGACCACGGGGAGGGGAGGGGGCUGGGCUGAGGGGAAGAAAGAAAGAAAACCAGGUGUGGCUGCGCUGGUCCCUCUCUGAGGAAACCGGGCGGGAAACUCUCAACUUCUGACCCCGGAUUCUCCCCUUCCUUUUUACCUCAGAGCGCAAAAGUUCUGGGACGGCGCCUGCUGCUUUGCGCCCCUUGAAAUGUGGAAGAAAUAUUUUUCCUCUUUCCCUCAGAGAGACCACGGGCUGGGCUGCUUGUGCCCUCAGCUACUUUUUGGAGAGUUAUGCCGGAAUGGCUCGUUAUUUCUCUGUUUUAAAGGUUAGGAUUUUUGUUCGCAUUAACCCUUUUCUGGUUGAGGCAUAGCUUAAUGAGGCUUUCAGAGACCAAAAAAAGAGAAACCUCGCUGUGUUCUCUUUUAGAGCUUGUGAUUUUAUUUAUUUUUUUAAAAAACCCCAACAAUUAGCUCGCCUAACAUCUGUCUUUCUCCUGUGGUACCCAAGCAAGUCUUAUUCUUAGAUUUUUUUUUGUGAGACAUUGUUGCCCUCUAGUGUUUUGGGACGCCGAAAGCUGCUUCCUUGUUGUGAGCCUCAAAUAGGAAUUUUUAAUUGCAAAGUACUUAAUAUUGUCACACGUAUUAUUGCAAAACAGUUCUGAACAGAGAGCCAUGCACGAGGUGGUUCUUAAAGAUUCAAAUGUCAGCAGUUUUCUUAAUUCGAAAAAGGUAAGCAUUUGUUUGGAAGUUCUUGCUGAGUGUUUUGCACCGAGGAUUAAAACACAAGAAUGAGAAAUGGCUUGGUAUUCAAGUUUGUGGGAUAUUUAUCGUAAAUAUAAAAUCUCUUUAGCUGAUUGCAAAAGAAAACAGGUGUAGCCUUUUUUUUCAUCUGUGUUUUUAGCCCAAACUUUGUACAAUGGCCAUAAGAUUUUAUCAAAUGAAUAUUAACUAAAAUACAUAGAAGAAAGGAGAAUGGAUGUACAAUAUACAAUCUCUUAAUCUCACUGUGUUUCAGCAUCUGUAUUUGUAAAAGAGUGGGAUGGAUUGUGUAGAUAUCAUGAUAUUGUUGACAUCUGGAUGCUAGCUGGUUUGGAAUAAUUGGAAACAGAACUGUAUACUGAAGGCAGAACAGUAAAUAGAAUGCUAUAUUAAAGACAGAGUAGUAAUUUGAAAGUAUAUUUAUUGAACAAAAUAAAUUGAAAAAAUACAUUUCAGCAUACUGUGCUUGUAAAACAAAUGUUACCUUAUUAACAGAUUGUAAGGGAGAUAAUGCAGAAUAAACAACACAAUAUAAUUAUGCCUUUCAUACAGGUCCAUCCAUAGCUGAAGUACAAUAUAGGCUGACAUAGUUUGCAAUCCUGUGUGUGCUUACUCCCAAGCAACUCCCAAUGAGUUCCAUGGCACUUCUUUCUGAAUAAACAUGUAUUGGACUGAUGUGGGAUAGUUCCAUUAACUCAAGUGGGACAAAGGCCCAUUCUUCUUGCUCAACCAGCAUAUAUAUAUAUAUAUAUAUAUAUAUAUAUAUAUAUAUGGAGUGUACAGCAUGCUGUUACCUCAGUGCAGCAUCACAAACUCAGAUAUGUGUCAUCUUAAGUUACUACAAUUUCAGGAAUAGCCUGGUAUUGCUGGCAGCUACAUUAAUGCAAGGGUUUAGGAGUGAGGGACCAAUUAACUUAAGGCCAUUUACCUGGUUAGGACCUUACCAAGUUCAAAAUCAGGUUAGCCAAGACAGCAACAAGCUGAACAUAUCAAAGAUUUAUUAUAAGCUGAUUUCUGCUUGCUGAAAUCCAGCCCAGUAGUCUAAAUUGUUGUGAAGUGAAGUGUGCUGUGGUUCACAGAAGGUUGUGUUUGGGUAUCAAAAUUUGCAUUCUGCUCUGGGCAGGUUGGUGUUGCUUAGCUAAAUCUACCUCGCUGGUUAGGUGUAUGCUUUUUUUGCAUAAAUUAGAUGUUGGCCUCAAUCAUAGAUCCUACGUAACUUUUAGAUAUGGGGGAGACAUUUGCAUUUCCCGAAACAGUACAAGACAUGAAAUACAUCUAUCCUUUAAAAUCUUCACACCUACAAACUUUGUGGCACAAUUUUUUCAACCAAAAUGUGCUGUAGAAAAAUGUGUAUGUUAGGUGAAAGUGUCCAUGAAAUGCAUGUUACUGAAAAGUGCAUUAUAUUAGGAAGGGUUGCUUUUAAAAUGUGUGCAUUUUGCAAAAACUGCACACAAAAUAUGUGCAUUAGGAGAAAUGCAUACAAAAACGCUGAUGCUGGGUUUUUUGGUAAAGUACUCAUAAAAAUUCAAAUUGAUACAUAAAUGUAAUUUAAGAUUCAAAAAAUGAGAAGCUAAAACUGAAAUUGGCAGAUUUGUUUAUCCUUGCUUACUACUGCAAGUGUCUUUCCAAGCAAGCAGAUGUUCAGAGCUACCAGCCUUGAGAGAAAUGUUCUAUGUGCAUAUCUGGGAGAUGGAUAUGAUGAAGUCCCUGCCUUUUGAACAACAUACCUAGAAUGCUAUCCACUUGGUGGAUGAGAAUAAAUAGUUGUAUGCUACUUGCGUGGUGGAAAAAAGCUACAGAAAUAAUAUUACCCCAGAUGCAUAGCUAUUGGUGUUUUUAAAUCUGUGAAACCUUCAUGUCUUCAUACUUUUAUUUGGUAAGUCAUUGUGAUUGUAAGUAUUUUAAGCAAAAAAUAAAAUAAAAUAAAGGAACAAAUCUAUACUUUCAAAACAUUAAUUUAUCAAAACAUUAAGAGCAUGACAUUUAUGCUAAAUGCAGUUUUUCAUAUUCUUUAGUAUGUUGUAUAUUUUUUCCAUUUAAAAAUGCAGUUUUCUAAAAGCUCUUUUUCAGUCAGUCACUUUGCAGUCAGUGGAAGAACUGAGCAUUUUGUUUAAGCAUUUCUCCUUUUGAAAUCAAUUGGACUUAAAAGGGUUUUGGUAGGAUCAUGACCUAAAAGUUGCCACAUAUCCUUACUACCGUGACAUGCGUUAAAAUAUAAAUUAUUUGUUCAUUCUAUUAGUUACAUUUCUGUGUUGCAAUUCCAAAGGAGCUCAGGGUAGUGUACAACAUAAUCAGAUAAAGCAGCCAAUUCUCAUGAUAGAUUAAAAAUAUAGAACAAGAAUAAUAAUAACAACAACAAUCACAGUGGCCAAUUUUCAUAAUACAGUAUAAAAAUGCAUCAACUGUUAGACACUAGAUCAUCUCCAUUCCCUAAAUCAGUGAUAGCUAACAUGGUGCUUGCCAGAUGUUGGACUCGAAUUUUGAUAAGCUCCAAGCAACAUGGUCAGUGAUUCGAAACAGCAUCUGGAGGGCUUCACAUUGGCUCUCCUUGCCCUAAAUAUUCAGGUGAUCUAAAGUAUCUUGAGUUGAAACUGGAAUGUUGAUGGUGAGGGGGAAAUGUGUAAUUCUAGGGGAAGGGAAUUCCACAGUUGAGUGCCACAGCAGAGAAGGCCCUGAUCUACCUGACUGUACAAUUGUGUCAUUUUCUUUUUAAAUUACAAAGAUUUUGACUUCAACACUAGCAUCUUAAAGUUGAUCUACACUGUAUGCUUACUGGCUUUUUAACUGUCUGCCUAAAAACGGUAUUUAUGUUUGCUGUAGUUAUAUAAUGUGGCUUUCAAAAUCUGUGUGCGUUGACUUGGAAAAUAUUUGUAGUGUUCCAGAUUUUAUUUAUUUUGCAAUUGAGUAAUCUAUUUCUAUUGCUCAAAGGUGGAUAAUAUGUCAGGCUGGUAAUACAAGUGUUUUUCCAGGGAGAAAGGGAUCAACAAGAAAGAGAUAGUUGUUUCACUGAGGACUGAAAAAUCUUGCAUUUUUUAUGAUAACAUGACGUAUCCACAGUAAAUGUCUGUGGAUUUGAUUCUGUGCAAAUCUGGGGGGGGGGGAGGAUGUGGUCUAAUUUCUAAACUUAUAUUUUUGUUUUUGUUUUUUUAAAAAAAUCUAAAUGCUGAAAUAAAUCAUUUAUUCCUAAUACAGUAGAGAAUUUUUCUGUCACAUUUUAAAACCUAAAUUUACAACAAGACAACAAAUUUAAAGUUGUAUUCUCAGAAGAUUGUAGAACGUAGAGGCACACUCCUAUGGAUAUCUUAUCCUUGUUACAAACAUCCUAUAGCAGCUUCCUUGUUUCAAAAAGAGUUCUUUUGAAGAAUUUUUAACAUUGUCACAAAAUGUAACAGUGCACAGUGGUUCCUACUUUUAAAUUGAUGUAAAAAGUUUCAUUGUGGUUUAAGUCAAGCAACUUUUCUGGCUUGUGUAAAAGCUUUGUUGUAGGUGGUGGUGUUUUAAAAGCAUUGCCUUUUUAGAGUUGUUGCACAUAACACUCUUGAUCCAUUAAGCAUGAAGAAUCAAGUCUGGGCUGCUUAAUUUUAUGCUGUUUAUCUCCAACACAUCUCUUCUCUAAUGUAAAGCCCUACUUCUAUCACAGGAUUCAGUUAUGCUUAAUAUUCUUGCAUAGGCAUCACUAUUUCCCAUGAUUGAGUAUUGAUCAAGGUUCGCAUGGGUUUCAGAUCACAAGUUAAUAUCAAUCUUUGGUUAACAACAAUUAUGAUUACAAUCAGUGCUGUUAUAAUGGCUACCUAUGGUUAAGAAUGGUUCUGACAUAAGUCUGAAACGUGAUUAACACUGGUGGGAGGAAGAACCAUAGGUUUACAUGGAAUAUCACAGGAUUGUGGUGGCCGUUUCUACCAAGCAAAUGUUUUCAUGCCUUUGGGGCCUCAUGGGAGUUGUUGCCCAAUGACAUCUAGAGAUCCACAGUUCCUGUCCUUGAUUUAUAGGUGAUACCUUUCUAUAGAAGCCUUUAAGGAAGGAACUAUAGUAAGAGAUAAAUAAUUUCUUAAUUGUAGUUGUAUGCAAUGGUCUCCAGAAAUAAUAGCAAACCCCUCACUUUGUGUGCUGAUUAUUCCCUUCUGGUUUUUUAUAUACUAUAGGCAUCCAAAUUCCAAUUUUCUAUCUUACUUAGAUGCAUAAAUUCCACUGCAUCUGUGUUUUACCUUUUGAUGGUUUAGUUCACUUUCAGUUUGCUGUUAAUUGGAUCAUUUUAAUGUAUGAGUGAAAAUUUAUUUAACUCUCUCUUUUCCUCCCUUCUAGUAUAUAUUUCCUGUGAAUUGUGCUGAAGAUAGAUAUACACGCUGCAAUGGUGACAUAAACUACUAAACUGGACUGGAAUAAAAUUUGAAAAUCUCUUUAAUCUCAAUGCUGCUGCUAUUGGAAACCAUCUAAGGCAUGACUUACAAAAUGACUUAUAUUGUGAAACUUCAUAGACAUUUCCAACGAACAGUUAUACUGCUGGCCACUUUUUGUAUGGUGAGCAUUGUUAUUUCAGCAUAUUAUUUGUACAAUGGCUACAAACAGGAAAAUGAACUUUCUGAGAUCUCUUCAGAGGUGGAAUGUGGAGACCUUCCAGUACUGUUGCCAUACAAGUUAGCACCGUGGAAGAUGGUUAAGCCCAUUGAUCCCUUAAGGACUGAUCCUGUGGUACUAGUUUUUGUGGAAAGCCAGUACUCUGCACUUGGCCAAGACAUAAUAAUGAUUUUAGAAUCCAGCAGGUUCCAAUAUCAUAUUGAGAUUGCUUCUGGGAAAGGUGAUCUUCCUGUGCUUAUAGAUAAAAACAAAGGCAAAUACAUUCUCAUAAUAUUUGAGAAUAUCUUUAAGUAUGUGAAUAUGGAUUCCUGGAAUCGAGGCCUUCUAGAUAAAUUCUGUGGAGAAUAUGGUGUUGGAAUGAUCGGAUUCCAUAAGAGCAGUGAGAACUCUCUACAAACUUCUCAGUUAAAAGGUUUUCCUUUUCACAUUCAUGGUAAUGUGGGUGUUAAGGACUGUUGCAUCAACCCUUAUUCUUCUCUGCUCCAUAUGACUAAAUCAUCUAAGUUUGAUAAAGGUCCUUUGCCAGGAAAUGACUGGACAGUUUUCCACAUAAAUCAUUCAGCCUACCAACCUGUUAUAUUUGCAAAAGUAAAAACACCUGAAAACCUCCCACCUCCUGUAAUUAAAAGUUCUUUCCAUGCAACUGUUGUUCAUGACUUGGGUCUUCAUGAUGGGAUUCAACGUGUUCUUUUUGGCAACAAUUUGAACUUUUGGCUGCACAAGCUCAUCUUUAUAGAUGCUAUUUCAUUCUUGACUGGCAAGAGGCUUAUGUUGUCCUUGGAUAGAUACAUUCUUGUUGACAUCGAUGACAUCUUUGUUGGAAAGGAAGGAACAAGGAUGAAGGCCAAUGAUGUUCAGGUAAAGUGUGCAAAAACGGGGCCUUCUAUGCUACAGUGAUAUUACUCAAACUUUGGCUGCAAAGUGAGAUUUUUAAAUUGAACUAAUUUUAUUUUGGAGUGCUCUCUCUCUCUCUCUCUCUUUUAGCUUUAUCUUCCUUGUACCACAUGUAUGCAAUCAAGCAGGAUGGCUGUCUUAGACAGCCCAAUCUAGAAACCAGGUGAAAUGCUUAUUUACAAGAUGGGUUUCAUUCCACUGAACUAAAAUGACUUAAAUCAAGCACUUCGACUUUUGGGUGGAUUGGACUAUUACUAGCAUCCGAUUCAAUUUAAUAGUUAAUAAAGGGUCUUUGAGACUGACUAAUCUUGCUGUUUAUUUGUUUUGAUAACUUGCAUUGGCCAUAGUUUCUUUUGACAAGAUGUUAGCAAUCUUGAAUUUGUUUAUUUAUUGCUGUUGUUGUGGACAAUUAAUGCAAGUGAUAUGACUGAAAAGAAGAAUCUCAGGUUCUGAGAGCUUAAGCAGAGCUGUGAAUCUGCAUUGUUUUGUAUUUUGCAUGUUGCAUUGCUCAUGAAAAUAGACUGUGUAAGCAGUAUUUUAGCUCAGGUUGGUUGCCAGAGUAUCAUUUGAUGAAGUGAGCCUGAAAGUGUCUGCAAUGCAACCCAGUGCCAUGUCUAUGAAGAAAGUUGUCUCAUUGAUUGGCAUGAGGCUUGCUUCCAUGUAAGUUUGGGUAAAACUCAAGCUUAGUUACUGAUUUCAACCAUAAGAUAGCCUGGGGCAAAAUAUUCCUGAGCUCUUCUCUUUGCCCUGCUCAUUAUUUCAAAGAAAGGUGUGGUUUGCAGUCAAGGAGUCCCUACUGAGGAAAGUUUGUUAAACUAUUACCAGAUAACCCACACAUCAUGCUGUUAUAUAGGUGCAAUUUUGCCUUUUUAUCUUGACCAUUUCCCAUUCUCUUUAAAAUGCUCUGCAGUAAUACUUACUGCAGCACUGGUUUUUAUUUGCAGCAAAGGUAAAAUGCAGUGCAGUUUCCACAUUUUUGAAGAACGGAGACAAAUUAUUUAGUGACAAACUCAUUGUUUUUUAACUGAACACUUAUACAGUGGUACCUCGGGUUACAUACGCUUCAGGUUACAGACUCUGCUAACCCAGAAAUAGUGCAGGUUAAGAACUUUGCUUAAGGAUGAGAACAGAAAUUGUGGUUCGGCGGCGCGGCAGCAGCAGGAGGCCCCAUUGUGGUGCUUCAGGUUAAGAACAGUUUCACGUUAAGAACGGACCUCCGGAACAAAUUAAGUACUUAAUCCGAGGUACCACUGUAACAGAAAUGCUGCUAAAACAUGCUCAGAAAGGAGUUGAUUUUCCCCAUACGUUUACAUGUCAACUCUUUGUUUAUAUAGGAGGAAAUAAAUGGAUGCCCUUAUGGUUACAGCAGCCACAGAGCAUUAAGCUUCUGAGAAUCAGGCCUCCUUGUGUCUCAGUAAUCACAUCCUGAGUUCUGUUUCCAUGACUAUAUUCUCCAGGAGCAAUGUUGCUUCUCUCCUUCAGUUAUGCCAUCUACUUUCUUUGUGUACAGAACUUAAUGUUUUGAAGACAGCAAAACUCUGCAUAGGGCAGUUUGACCCCAAAGAGAUCUGUGGACAGAACCAGCUCUUGCAAAAUAAACAAACAGAACAUGUGCAUUAUGUACUCUUCUUUUAAUGAGUUACUAGCUACAGAACAUAAUGACCCAUGUCCUAGAUGGAUGCCAGUAAGCCCUUUUCAGUGCCAGGUGGGAGUUUGCAGCCAUUCUACAGGAAAAUUCACCAUAAUAUCUUAUUGGGAUAUAUUGGAAUCCAAUCAUAUUUAGUGGUAUCUCUGCCCCUGAAUUAUUCCCAAUAAUGCAAACUAUCCAGUCUCUGGGAACAUCUUUGUUAGUGAGUUAAUCAUUAUGUAGUUAUAAGUUCUAUGCUUGAUAAAAGGAUUACCUAGACCAAAUAUAAGUUGUAUCAUCCUCUGAAGACUCUAUUAGAAUAAAAAAAUACCUCAGUCCCUGGCUAGAAAGGGGGAGACUUCUGGAUAAUGUACCAGCUACAUCCAGCAUGGAAUCUCACUGUAAACACCUUCAGCAAAUUCAUUUGGAAACCUAGCCAGAUGGGCGGGGUAUAAAUAAUAAAUUAUUAUUAUUAUUAUUAUGAUUAUGAUUAUGUAAUUGGUUUAGUAAUGCAAAUUGUGUUCAUGUAGAUUAAUUACUGCAAUCCUAAAUAUACACACAAAUAAUAAUAAUAAUAAUAAUAAUAAUAAUAAUAAUAAUAAUAAUAUGAAAUGUCUUCUAUAUAUUGAUAUCAUAGGAUUUUAUGGAGUUUAAUUUCUGUAUGUCUUACGUUGUAUUCCAAAUGAAGUAUUCAUUUGUGUGCAGAGGUGUAACCUUUGAAGAAAGCUAUUUUUCUACUCUUCAGCUUUUUCCUCUUCCUUAUUAAGAGAAGUUGGGUGGUAAAACAGAUGGCCAGAGAAUACCCUGUAAAACCCAAACAACAUGGUCCAAGAAUCUAUCAGCAAUUUAUUACUUUGGCUUUGUGUGCUCAGAAUACCAGAAAGUGCAUUAAAUAGUUGAGAAUGUAAGAUACAAAGGAGAAAGUGUGUGAGAGAGCAACAUUUUAACUCUGGAUACCCUUUUGGUUAGUAAUCGCAGACUCAAUUGAACGGACAUUAAAUUUACUGUAAAACAACAAUUAAAUACAUUGCUUUGUAAAAUACCAUUUUGAAUUAGCAAUUCAAAUGUUAGGGGUAUUUAAGCAGUUUGAUAGACACAUAUAAGAAAAACAACAAAUGGUCAAAGCUGUAUAUUAUGUAGCUGUAACUUUCAUUUCUUAAACACAGUUAAAGAUGUAUGCUCUUAAUCCAUUCUAUUUAAUGCCAAUGGCAAAUCUUUCAUUUUCUGCAAAUCCUGGGUAUGAAAGUCCAAAACAUUUGAAAACCUGUUGCUUUCACAUGGUGGUAUAGCAUGAUGUAUGGGAAUUGCCCUAGUGUGUAAACAUUUGUUUAUGAUAUGAAUAAUUCAAUAAAGUGAUAAACUUUAAAAGUAGUAGUAGGCACAGGAAAAGCAACUUCUCUCUUCAGUUGCUUGGGGAAAAUUUAAAGGUGUGCAACAGCAUAUUCUCUUUAAAGAAAACUUAUUAUCACUGUCUUUUUAUUUAUUUAUUUUAAAAGCCUUAAAUUCCAGGAUGGAGAUGAAUUCUAAAACUGCAAUAGAAACAGCUCUUUAAAUAGCUGUUAUGUUGCACAGAAUCUGGAGAAAAUAUCUCAUUAAACUGUAAUCUAUUCAAAGUUAAUGCAUUCCAUUAAAGAUGUUGUUAGCAGUGUCAGAUGCAAUGCAUCUUCAUUACUAUUGAUAUGGAAGGAGUUGUCCUCAGCAGCACAAUGACACAAUGAGCGAAUGAGGUAAAGAUAAUGUAAAUCAGUUGAAAAUCUGUUAUCGAAAGGCAUAUUUUUGUGUGAAUACUAUCAUAUUGGAUUGUGCUAUUCUACUCAACGCAUCGCAUGUCUCAACUGAAAAUAAGGUGCUGAACAAGGAGGUUGCACAUGUUCCGCACCUGUGCGCUGCUCAUUUCAGGCUGGCAAAUUAAUGCAGGUGCAUCUUAGAAGGUGGAAGGGAAAAGGGGUAAUAGAGGAGGGCAGAUUUAUCCAAUGAGCUUUCUAUGUUGAGAUUCAACAGCAACAGACCCGUGUACCAAGGCCACACUAAUUCUUGGCACAGUUCCCAUAUAAACAUGCAUGCACCUCUAGUUGUUUCCAGUCAGAGAUUACUCAAUAUAUUAAAACUAUAAAUAAUUGAAAAAAUAGCUGCCAUUUAAUGCACCCCAAAAUCUUCUGCCUCGUGUGGAUUUCAUCAACUAAUGAUAUUUUAUUUAGCUAAAAGCAUUUCUAGAUAGCGUUUCAUUUUUGAAAAAAAAUUUCUAAAGUGGUUUGCUACAAUAAUCUAAUGCAGUCACAAUAAAACAUAUCAGUAUAGUAUUGAACUAAAGUAAAAAAAAAAACAAAAAAACCUAGCAUCAACAGUCGGGUGCUGCCUGGACCUGGGCACAAAUACACAAUGGAUGAAUGCAAUGGAAGCACACUGCUGUUGGUGCCAGCCGCAUUCAGGGUAUGGGAAGAUAGUUUCAUAAGGUAGAUACCACUAUGGAGGAUGUUUGCCUCCACAUUAAUGCAAGCUGAGAGUUCUUCACAUCAUAGCACAGCACAGGGGCAUUGUAUGAAUAUUGUAGGGAGCUAGCAGUCAGGGUGGGAGGGGAGGUGUUACAUUCUGGUGACUUGGGACUCCGCUACAUUAGUCAAGAAAGUGUUUUGAAUGCUUUAUAAACAUGCAACACUAGAUGGUGGUGUAGAGCACAAAACUGUUCUAUGCAAUUUUACAUAGGGGUUUUUUUCCCUUUAAAUUUCUUUAACUUAUGACUUAUUUAUAGCUUUUCCCCCCCAGUGUGUAGAUCCACCUUUGGUCCAAGGUGUUUCCAGUACCACUCACGAGCUUAACUUGCUGCUGAAAAAGAAGAAGCCAGUGCCAAAAGAGCAUAUGCAGGGAUGGGGGAUACAACCCGCCCUGUGAUCCUCGGGUGAAGGGCGGUAUAGAAAUGUAAUAAAUAAUAAUAAUAAAUACAUCUGAUGGGGGGGGGUGUCAUCCUGACGAAUGAGUAUAGUGAGAGUGUAGUAGGAGCUUUCGUAACAGCGAACUUAAGAACACAGGCAAGGGGUGAAAUGGCAGAGUAGGGUAUUUUACCAAUGAGCAUUGGUUGUAAUAGGCAACAGUGGUAGAUGCCAAAAGCUUACUGAAUGCAUCACUGAUGGAGUAGUAUGUAAGGUACAGACACGGCUGGAGAAUCGUCCGGGUAGUUUUCUCAGAAUUUUCACACUGGAAACUGAUUUGCAGAACAAUAUGAUAUAUAUUUCCUUUUGUUCAUGGCUUUCAAAUUAGGGAGCUUGGAUGGAUAAUAUAAUUCCAGUUCUUAAAGCUGUCAAAGUAAAUAGUGUUGUUGUUUUUUUAAAUAAAGAAAAAUAAAUAAGUGAAUUUCACUUAGUGACCUUAGGCACUAGUGACAGAUUUGAUGGCAUGAAGCACACAUCUGAAAUAUCAGAACUAAAAAUCUUAUUUGUAUUAGCCAUGGGCCAUAACAAAAUUACAGAAAAAAUGUAACCAUGAAUAAAAUGGAAAGCAUGCAGCAUCAAGAAAAGAGCAAACACAUACUUUCAGAAUCAAAGUUAAGUAUUUUCACCAUUUUUCACCUAAAGCAUCAUUUCAAAGUGAAUUUGGAGAUUUCUGCUUGCUUAAAACUCAUAGCAGAUUUGAACAAAAUGCAGUUCAAUAAGGCUUGCAAAAUUACUCCCAGGGGUGGGAGUUGGUAGCAUCCACAUGUUUCCUAAAACUAGUAAUUUAUUCUGAAAUUUACAGAUAGAAAAACCAUACAUGAAACAUAAUACAUUGAAAAUGUGCUUUGUCCUGUUUUGCCAAAGUCUAUGAAAUGGCUUAUUUUAGCUGUGACAAUCUGAAGUGCUCUGGUGCUUAAAUAUCAUAUUGCAGCAUAGAACCAAAGUAAGAAUGUCUAGUCUUUAUAAGACAGAUUAUCAAAAGUUCUUAUAUAUAUAUAACAUACAUAUACAUCACUUAAUUCCAAAGUUGGUUUCUAAGUGGCUUGCAAGUAUAAAAACCAAUUACAUAAGCUUUAAAAUUUUAAAAAUCUACACUUAGAAUGUCCCAUUCUAGUCCAGCCACCUAGUUUAACCUCUGCCCUAAUAGUUGAUGUUUUCAUUGUAGUAGUAUUGUACAGGUUGCCUGAAUUGGAAAAUCAGUAUAUAAAUGUUUGGAAUGUUUGUUUGGAAACAGUAAAGCAGUCCCAUUAAAAGAUUAAAAUGUAAAAGUAAAUAACUAAAAUAUGCAAUAAAACAAUUCUGCUUAAAAAUAACAUGGUAAUUAAAACAGGAUAUUUGAGUUGAUAGAUCAAGGAAAUGCCUUGUGUCAUGCCUAAUGAGUAAAAAAAAAGGAAUCAGAUGUGAAAAGAAUGGAUGGUUUUCUGUCUUUAAUCUCUGUGAAUACAACAUGCAACUUAACAUGAGGUGGAAUAUUCUUCAUGUACUGCAAGAAGCACUCAUAACUCUUACUUGAGCCCUAAGGGGCAUAAUUAAAGUCAUUAAGGAGUUCACUUUUUGCAGCUUCAUGCUUUAAUUCUGAAAUUUGUCUACAUACAGCAAUUCUAAGAUAAGAGGUGGAGCAUUCAACGAAAUUGCUAUGCUACCCUACUGCCUUCAUUAUACGUUUUUAAUGUCUGAGAUGUAUUGCAUAGUGACAACCACUGGGCAAGACAAACUAUGGAAGGUCAUUUGCUGGCAUGCAAUUGUGUACAUCAGGGGAUAGAAGUUGUAGUGCAGCAACAUCUGGAGGGCCAUUGAUUCUACACUGCAGUAUAUGUGGACACUCAUGUGAAUGAGCAUAGUAGCUCUAGUAAUUGUGUUGCCAGGGCAAACAAAGACAAGGAGUAGGUAUCAUUUUAGUUCACAUCCUUCCUUAUUCUAAUAUGAAGUUGCAGUUCCUUUUUGCUGACUUUUUGGGCACAUGGUUUUCGGUGAUAAACACGUAGCAGUAAGAGACCCCAGCAGAAAAUAACUGCCUAUGCAGUUCUAAUACAAUUUAAAUCAUGUUCAAUUCAGUGCACAUGGUUCAUUGGAAACUUACUUUCAUGUUCAUAUAUAUUUAUUAGAUUUCCAUCAGAUUAUGGGAGCAUGUCUUUCUUUUUUAAAAGAAUAUAUCUAUCUUUGCUUGCAGUGUUUUGUAAUCACAAAGUUGUUCCAUUGUAGACUUUUUAAACAAAUUUCAAUGAAAUGUCUAUUUAACCAUGGCUUAGCAGGAACUUGUAGGCUCCUGUAGAGGCCGUGUGACUGCUUUUGCUCCUCCCUAGUCAUUUUCCUGUCAUGCCAAACUAACCAUGAACUGUAACCACAGGACAAACCUUUAUGGCCUAAACAUUGUGGUGUGGAUGACACACUAACCCAAAUCAUGGGUGAGCUCAGUAAGGUGCAACAGCAAAAUGAUUGGUGAGCAAAAUGAAGUGGCUUCAGUCUCCUUUCCCAGAGCCUCCACACUCAUAUGUUUGUGCUAUACCAUCUUAGUGUGACAUGCUAAUAAUUAGACCAUUCUAACUAUGGACUUUCUGAUUCAUAGCUCAGUCUCUUAACUAUCAGAAUAUAUUUUGCUUCUCCUCUUCCCAUUUCCUCUCUCUCUCUCUAUAUAUAUAUAUUUGUGGUGCUGCUACAAAAUAGUUUUUUCUAGGUUUCUAAAGAUUAGGCAAUCUGUGCAUUGAUUUUUUUCUCCAGCUCUAUUUGCUGUUGAUGGGUUUGGACCAGAGAACUGGCCAGAAAACUGAGUGGUCCUGUAAUUUCUAGAGUUCUAAAUCACACACCUAAUUCCAAAACACUGCACGAAACCUCACUUGGCAAGCUGUUACUCAAACUAAAAUGCAGGAGUAGUGCAAACAAUUCAUCUCAUGUUCCUCACUCAAAAUGUGUCCAGCAUAGUGAUGGGUGGCACUCCUUCAAGACUAGACACCUUGUUUCUAAAAGUUGGGAAAUAUAAUGAUUUCUGAGCCUGAUAUCAAAUCCAGCAACCUUGUCAGACACCAUCCUUUCUCCCUAAAUUAAAUGCCGAUGGGGUGGCAAGAUUCCUCUGGGGGUUAUUUCUGUGAUACCUCCCUGCCUGCAUCCUAGAAUGCUGCAUUUCUACAAAUGAGUCCUAAAUUGGCUGUUUUGCAGUGCAAUCCUGUACAUGUUUGCUCAGAAGUCCUAUUAUAUCCUAUGGGACACUCCCAGGUAAGUGUGUAUAAAUUUGCAACCAUAAUCAGCAUUCUAGACUCUUCCAUAUUACAUACAACCCCAAAAGAAUGGGAAGCUUUAAGAGAACAUUCCUAGUUGGGUCAGUAACAAAUAUGCUUUUUGGAUAAUGGUGAAGACUCGGUUUUAGCCAAGUGACCUGCUGGGUUUUAAUGCUUCAUUUAUUUGCUUCUACAACUUGGUUUUCAGUCUAGCUAUUGACUGUAAUAGUUCAGGAAUGGAGUGAAGGAAACUGGAAAUCUUUCAUGUUUGCCUAGUAAAUGUGUGCAUAUGUCUUUUGUCAAAUGCAGAAAGUGCUCCUAAGGUGGUUCCAGGCUGUCUCUAAUUUCUGGUGGGAUUCAAUCACAUACCAGCAAUUUCAGGUUGUGCAAUUAUAGUUGAUUAGGAGGUCUUGAGCAACAAACCCAGUCGCGUCAAAAUGAGACUUUUGUGUUAAGAAUGUGAUUGGAGAAUGCUUUGGAAAGUGUGCGGUAACUCUUGCUUUGACACAACAAUGUCUAACCUCCUUGCAAUUGAGCAAUCAGAAUGAAUGCUCAAUAACCAGGACAUCUAGAAGUGCCCUUAGCUGGUAUCGUCUGAGGAUUGUUAAAUGGUAGGGCUGGUCUCCUGGGAAUUAAAAUGAAAGAUGAAUAUAAUGGAGCUGUAAAAAACCAACUUUGGCUUUCUUUUCGCUAUCUACAAAGAUCAAAAAGAACAAUGUGAAAGUUAAUGUGGCUGAUUUGGCCACCUUUUCCAAAUAGAUUAGUAGAAAAUGUUAUUCCACCUCUAUAUGUCACCUGUAAAAAUUAAAUCACUUUUCCAACAAAAGCUUUUAAUGCCGGGAUCACCAGUUGCCCUCCCUCGAAUAAAAAAAGCUGAGCAGAGCACCGAUUGUCCUACGUGUUAGAAGGGCUACAGUCUUGAAGUGGGCAAGCCAGCUAGAUGUAGCUUGGAACGUGAUACCAAGAUAUUUAAAAAAAAGACACUGUUCAAUUUUGUGUUCAUCUAAAGACCAUCUAAAUGUGUGGCGAGCUCUAGUAAAUACCACAAUUUUUGUUUUGUCAUAAUUUAUCUUUAGAGAGUUUUGGGAACAAUAAGCUGCGAGCCCCUCCAGCAUGCUAUGUAGGCCCCUUCGAGUAAGUGCCAUGACAGCCAUGUCAUCAGCAUAUAGUAAUAUGUUCAGGUGUUUGCCUUCCAGGGCAGGAGCUGAUGACUUAUACUUUGCCAUAUGUUGAACAAUGUCAUUUAUAUAGAAAUUAAAGAGAACGGCGCUAACAAACAGCCCUGUUUAACCCCUUUCCCCAGUGGCAGUGGGUCAGUAUGGUUGCCUGACAUCCCAGUUCUGAUUUAACUGGGUGUCUCGAUGUAACUCUAAGUAUUUGAGAAGUCGUCUAUCAAUAUCUGUUUCAUAUAAUUUUUGCCAUAGUUUGUCCCUACGAUUGAAUCAAAGCGGAUGUGAAUAUCUGGCUCCACAAAAGUUUGCUCUUAUGUACUUUUGUAUACUUAUCUAUCAUUGUCUGUAGUACACAUGGCCUGUUGCACUAUGGCCUUUCUAAACCCUGCCUGUUCCGGAUUAAGCAGGUUGAUGGUCAGCCCAGUCCAGCCAUUUACUUAGGUAGCAGUGUAGAGUUUAUGCAAUGUCAGGAGACAUGGGCGAUGGUCAGAGGGAUCUUGGUCUCCCUUCUUAUAGAUGGGGCUGCAGGCUCAGUUCCAGUUUUCUGGGAUUUUGCAUAUAUCAUUUAUUACGUAAGGGCUAGGGUAGCAGCCCACCACUGGGCAUUUAGUUUAAACACCUCAGGAGGGAUCAUAUCCUCACCGGGAGCUUUGCCAUUCUUGAGUGUUUUAAUUAGCUGUAAACAUUCUGAUUCGGUAACAGGAUCCCAGCCCAUUAAUAGAUCGUUUUUAAGAGGAGGAAAAAAAAUUAAUUAACCCUAUGUGACUGAUUCUUGAAGAUCACGGUUAAAAAAUCAAUUCAAAAUAAAGGGGGGGGAAAUAGGGUUGCCACCUUGUGCCCAAGCCCUUGGAGGGUUUCAAAUAAAAUGUCUAUUGCUGAACACUUCAAAAGGAUUGUUCCUGCUGCUACUACUUUGUUUUGUUUUUCUCUUUCCCACCAUCUUUGUUUUCUUCUCUUUCUUUGGAGAUAAAAGAAUUGCCUCCAACUUGAAACCAAAUGUAUAGCACAAAACAGCAUUUGUAUACGAGCCCCCUUUCCAUAUAAUGUUCUCAAAAAAGGUUCAGGAGUUUCAAUAUCAAGGGCUGAUCUAAAGAUGGUGACAGCCCCACACUGGCCUCUGAAAAUGUAUACCUACCCUCAAACAUGGUUGCGUAUAUUGCAUAAAAGACCUAUAUACUGUCCUAUAAAUGUUAUUCUUGUACAUAGACUGCUGCUGUGCACAUACAAUGGGCCAACCCAUACCUGCUGAUCAUUUGGAGCAGGUCAGAUGUUAAAUAAUGGUCAGGUGUAGAAAGGCAUGCAGCUAUCAGAAUUCUAACGCAGGUAUGCUAUAGAACAGUAGCUGAACUUCAGAGGUCGUGGUUGUGCAAAACGACAUAGAUUUUAGCUAAGGCUUCCAUAUAGCUCUUUUUUUGUCGUUAUUGGGAUUAAGAUCACAGCUUUCAGUUUAGCAGGAAGGUUCAAUCCCUGACACUUCCAGUUAAGAGAAUCUUGAAUAACAGGUCUGGGGGGGUUUUUUUGGGGGGGGGGGGACCUUUCUGAGUUGUUGGAGAGUUUCUGUCAAUCAAACUAUACACUGCUAGACUGGAUAGAUUGAUAGCCUGAGGUGUGAGGUAGCAUGAUAUGACUUUUUGAGGUGCUGACUCGUGAGACACUAACAUUGCAGUGUAGCAAUUCAGUCUUCGUUUGGUUUUAGUCACUGCAGCUGACCAAGGUAUUAUCCGUAUUUUCCUGCAGAAUAUUCUCCCUAUCACAUUUUUCUUUUCUUUUUGCAAGCCUUGCAUAGAGCUAAAACCAUAUGAAGAUGCCUUUUAAGGAGUUAGGCCAGUGUUGUCUCCUCUGACUGACAGAAGCAGUCCUUUUUUUCCUUUUCUUUUUUACUAUUAUUAACUGUUUUAAAUAAUUCCAAUUUAUAACAAAAAAAAAUUUCCAUUUUCCCUUGCCUAUCUCCUGUGUCCAUUUACAAAGCUGGUGUAAGUUACAGAGUAGCUUCAUUUAUAUCUAAUGUACAUGUGAAACAUCAUGUUUUGGUGUAUUAAUAUGUCCUGUUUCUAAUAAGGAAACAAAACAAAAAUAAGCAAAUAGCAACUUUCCUACCUCCACAUUCUAUUUUAAAGUCUGCACAAAACUUAUUUCUUAUCAUUUAUUUUAUCUAGAGCAUGUACAGUUCUAAAAAUGGCUACAAAUGUAUUGAAAUUUAUAUGGAAUUUGGAAUGCAUUACUUGUUUGUGAGUAGCAAGUUUCUUAAAAAGGUAAAGGGACCCAUGACCAUUAGGUCCAGUCGUGACCGACUCUGGGGUUGCGGCGCUCAUCUCGCUUUACUGGCCGAGGGAGCCGGCGUACAGCUUCAGGGUCAUGUGGCCAGCAUGACUAAGCCGCUUCUGGCGAACCAGAGCAGCGCAUGGAAACACCGUUUACCUUCCCGCCGGAGCGGUACCUAUUUAUCUACUUGCACUUUGACGUGCUUUCGAACUGCUAGGUUGGCAGGAGCAGGGACCAAGCAACGGGAGCUCACCCUGUUGCAGGGAUUCAAACCACCGACCUUCUGAUCGGCAAGUCCUAGGAUCUGUGGUUUAACCCACAGUUCCACCCACGUCCCUAGCAAGCUUCUUAGGAUAACAAAAUAGGAGAUAAAUACUUUUUUUUAAAAAAAUCGUCCAUUAGCAUUUUAGAGACCAACUAAGUUGGUUCUGGGUAUAAGCGUUCAUGUCCAUACACACGAAAGCUUAUACCCAGAACCAAUUUAGUUGGUCUCUAAGGUGCUACUGGACAAUUUUUUUAUUUUUAUUUAUUUUUACUGUGUCAGACCAACAUGGCUACCUACCUGAAUCUAAAAUAGGAGAUGUGAGAGAUUGAACCUGGGAUUUUUUCCAUGCAAAAUAUGCACUCUACUACUGAGCUAGAGUCAUUCUUCAGAAUUUCAUUGAUAAGUACUGAUAGUUGUCUUUUCAUAUUUUUUCAUCAGAACUUCACAUAAAUUGGCUGUACUCAUUUGUAACAGUGAGCAAAGAAACUUGGCUUAAUAAACCAGACUAUGCACAAGGUGCAUGUUGAUACAGACAGCCCAAUAGCUCCCACUUUGUCAGUGGUGAUGGGUGGGAAUUUUCCUAAGAGAGUCUUGCUACCUGGUGAUUUAAUAUUGGAGGCAAAGCUCAUACCCGGGUCCUUCCUAUUUCUUAGCUUGCCCAUCCUUCACACUAGCCAUUAUGUGACAUCAGCUCACAGGAAAGCACUUUAUAAUGAACCACUUGUGAAGAUUUAUCACUGCUGCUGCUUGUCCGUGUUGGAAAAAUGAAACUGAUAUGGCCCUACUCUUUGGUUACCUCUUUCCCACACUAUGGAGAGUGGGUUUGCAUGGUUUUCAGGGUUAUGUAGCCCAAUACAGUACUGUGCAUUACAGGGUCUAUGUGUGUGUGAGUGUGGGUGUGUUUGUUUGAUAUAAGAAAGUAACAAGGAAUGCUAGUUCCUAUAUUAUUUGUGGGAAAGGAAAACCAAGACCAAAAACUUUUUUAUUAGAGUGUAGCCAGGUUUUCAAUUAUGCAGUGUGUGGUGAUAUUCUUUUUAAGCUGUCUAAAUUAUACAUUGUUGCACCUGAGAAUAUAAACCUGAGUUUCUCAAGUAGCAAGUGAUGGGCUUUUUCCUGCUGUAGCCGCUGUUGUUUGUUUUUCUAAUGAUAUCUCUGUGCUAUAAAAAGCAAUUGAAAUUUUGACUGCUUGAAAUGUUUUAUGGUUUGGACAGCAGGUCAUAAAAUAUCAGUUCUGAGACUCUAGUUUUCUCUGCAACAUCCUUUGGAAAUAAUGCAAACAAAAAUCUGUAAGCCAUGCUAUAGUAUUUUAAGUUCUGUGCUGGUGUGUUGAUUUACCAUGCUUUAAACUUUGAGUGAUUGGAUUCAAAGAAUCAUAGAAUUGUAGAUUUGGAGGGGGCUCUAGCCCAACCCCCUACAAUGCAGGAAUAUGCAGCUGGCUCAUACAGGGAUUGAACCCACAACCUUGACAUUAUCAGCACCCUCUAAGCAACUGAGCCAGCACAUCAAAGCCCUUAAUGUUUGUGGAAUAGUUGUGUUCAAGUUUCUUUGCUCACAAGGGCCAAGCUUGGUGCCAGAGCUAGGAAAUUUAGCCAGCUGGCAAAGGUCUUCAGUUUCUGAUGAAACCAUUACCUUGUCGGAAUGGGCCCUGAAAAUCAGAUAAAAAAAUUAAGGCAAGUGGAAGGAAAUCCAGAUGAAAGACAGAAACAUAAGGAAGAGCUAAGGCAGGUUCAAUCUGGAUCUCUAACAACAGUGACAUCUUCUGGUGUAGCCUCUGCAUUAAGCAGUCUACAGUUAGACCAACAGAACAGUGUUCCAUACCUGGUCUGCUGGUUAAUGAUGCAGAGUGUAGGAGGCCCUUUUCUUAAAGCCUGUUAAUAAAUGGCUCUAAGCAGAGCCUUUUGGGUUGUUUUUUUAAAUGAGGUGCUGGUUCUCAUAUCUUGAUAGAAGUGUCAUGGGUGCCAGUACAUAAUGGCUGUCAUGGCUGACAAUACUCAGUUCCAUUGAGUACUUUCAAAUAAAAAGCUCUGGUCCUAGGCAUGUACUAGUUGUCAGUCAAAACAAUAUUUGCAGCUUUGUAUUUGUCACUGAGGUCCCAUGGGUACUAAUUAUAUCAGCAUCCACUGAGACCAUUAACAUUAGAAGUACUGUACCCAUGUAAUGUAGAACUUCAAACAUUGAGGAGAUAGCAGCCAUGUCACAAAGGUAACAUUUGAAUGAAAUCUCUAACAUGAUCAUACCUAACUAUUUUAAAAAAUCAGCCUUGGUAGUUAUUUAAUGCCAAAGCCCUACCUCCUUUUAGUAGCCUAGUUCCUAGGGAAAUUUAAAGUUACCAGUUUGGAUUUAGACUUAGCCAUGGUUAGAGUAGGCGCAUUAAAAUCAUUGGGAUUUAAGUUAGUCAUUACUAACUUAACUCCCAUUGAUUUCAGUGGAUAUACUGCUCUUAAUGUGUCUGGAACCAGCCAACAUCCUCAUACGUAUUCCAUGUGGGGAGGGGAGGAAUAGGCAGAGAUAAAUGGCUUAGGUUGGCUGUCAAGAAUGCAACCAUGGUAGUGAUAGCAUCAUAUGACAAGCUAUGUGUCCGUAAUGAUGUGCAAUUGAAACAAAUGUUAACUUCAUGAACAUAGGUGAAGUAAAAAUGGUUAAAAUUUGCCCAAAUCCUGUGACAUUAAAACAAAUUAUUUCCCAUAUAAAACUCUGCUAUUGUGCUUGUAUUAUGAGCUGCCACCCCAUGUGGAUUGCUCUAUGUGUGAACCAGGUCUUAGAAGUGAUCCAUUUAAAGUGGUAGGUGCAAAUGAGCCUAGUGUCUUAGGCUACUUAUGCUGGCAAACAGCUGUUAAAACAUUUGUAACAGUUUAUCUGGAAGCAGUUAAUCCAUUGUUGGAAAAUAAAAAGUCAUUUAAAAAGCAGUUAAAAUGCAUAUAAAAGCUAGUUCUAAAGAGCUUUAACAAGCAUUUAAAAAUGAAAAUGAAGUCUGCAACACUAAACGUGCUUGCAUGUAGUGCCUACUGAAAUCAUUUUACUUGCUUUUAAGUAAACAGGGAUAUGAUUGUGUUGCAGCAGAUGGCUUUAAAAUGGACAGUUUCCAGUAAGUAUCUAAAUUAAAUACAGAUUAAGAGAAUUAAUAGAGGAAAAAUAUAAUCACUGUUUGUACAGUUUUGUCUGACAAUGAAAACACUCCUGUAACCUGUUUCGUAUCUCUCUGGGAAGCCAUAAAGGAAUUUUUAAAGUGAGUAAAUGUUUAAUUAGGAGCUGUUAGGAACAUUAGGUACAGUAGUUUGAAAUAUUUCCACAAACCAUUUCUUAAGAAGAUAGCACACUCAGGAUUUUGUUGUUUGCUGUCAUUUUUUAAAAGGUUGUUGGUGGUAGAUUUCUGUAGAGGAGCAUAAAUUUUAUGAGUUGACUGCACAGUUUGAAGGUUUGGACACUUAGUGAAUAAAAAGUAUUGUUAUAGGAUUGAGGUUUUGUUUGAAUGGUGCCUAAAGGUCCCAACAAAGGCAGAUUCUGUAUCUGCAAGGUUGUAGAAGGGACAGAACCUACUAAACUGGUCAAACUAAUCUCUUUGUUAAAAUAAUGGCCCUAGCUGGGCCUGUAAUCACCCACAUCUGCAUUACUAAAUACUGGGCCAUGUUACCCUAGAGACAAUUAGAUGAUAAUGUUCUUUCAGAAGAGGAUAAGCCUCUUCCUCCCUUAACCCGGCUGGAUGCCAUGUCAUCCUAGUGGUAGGAGAACAAGGUUGAGAGAGCUGGCUUUAGCCUGGGCUUAAGGUGGAAGCAAAGGAGACACAAAAACUAGACGUAUUCUGUGUGCUGAAACCAAAGCUAUGGCUUUGGGGACCACCCUUGAAAUGCAAUUGGUAAGCAAGAUCUGUUGGAAUGUUAAUGCUGUGAGCCUGUCCAACUUAUGUUCAGGUUGUUUAUAUGUCUAAGUUAAACCAUCAUGACAUCAGAGUCUCCAACGACUUUCAUUCCAUGGAAACCAAACACUGAGUAAACACUGGACCCCUAGGAGGUUGGAGAUUGGGCUACAAGCAACAAUAUAAUUAUAUUAUGUGGUUUCACAUUAUGAAAUGGGUCAUUUUUGUAUCCUGUGGACAAUUCUACCUAAAGAUUACAACUGGCAAGUCCUUCAAUCCUGCAAAAAUAUUGAAUCUAAUAUUCUCAAAAUUUGUUUUGGGCCCACUAUACUAGAUGUACCUUGAUGAAAAUUUCCAUAUGCGUUCAACCAAGUUGUUAAUUUAUCUGAAGUGUACCAGUGAAUAUGUGUGGCAUGAAGCUCAUUCAGGGCUAAACAAGACGUUCCACAGGCUAUCUUCAAUGCUUCCAGUGGUUUGUUUUCAGUUUAAUGACAAGCAACCAUGAGGGCCUCAAUCAGAAGUGGUAUUGGUGGGACAGCAUGCUUAACCAUUUCUAGCUUAACUGUUUUUUCCACUCAUUUGAGAAUCUACCUCUUUUCUAUGUGAGCUGAGCAGUAGCUCUUGGGGACUGGCAGAUGAUUGGCAGAAGUUUCUCAGGAUUUUCUGCAGUUGGCUUAGCCCAUUCCUUUUCUCCAGAAACAUGCAUUAUUAUUUUUUUGCUCCUUUAAAUACAACUUCUUUAUUAUGUGAUUUGUCAUAAAUCAGCAUACAAAUACUGUACAUCAUAUUUUAAAACAUUAAAUCUCAGCAAAGGCUUUCCAAACUGCUGGUAAUUCCUAUCGUCUUAAUAGAGAACAGAAUUUUGAACUAAUGGUUUUCCUCAGGCCACUGUGUGAUCAGCAACUUCAAAAGCAUGUUUUGCUGCUUGUGUAAAAAUAAAAUAAAAGGCAGUGUCAAUACUUUUUGUUCUCUCAGUUUUAAAUAGAAAUCUGAAUGCAUUUAGACAAAAGCUGCAAUCCUGUACCCGUUUCUCUCAUUGAAAAUAAUGGGAUUGAUUUAUGAGUAGAUAUGUAUACGGGUUUACUGAAAUCUACAGUUUUUGUUUCAGGUUAUUUCCCUCUUUGUCAUAAUGUAUCAUUUGACUGACAACUGCCAAAAAGAGAAAAGAAAAAAAAAGUAUCCUACCUAUGUGUUUUAUAAACUGUUUGCAGCCUCCAUUAAAUUACUGAAAAAUGUGAAGCUGGCUUUUAACCAGUUUUCUUCUUAUCUGUCAAUUUCUCUUUCCUUAACUGAUACUACAUCAGUUGUGGUUUAUUUUUCUUACAUAAUUCUUGCACAAUAGCUGAAUAUGUCUAAAUAAAUUUCUAUCGGUGAGUAGGCUAUGAAGCAUGCACCAAUAUGCUUAUAUAGUUCUAUUAAUACAAAUACUCAGAAGAACUGUUUAUAAAAGCAAACAUAAAAAGUAGAGAAAACCUUUCAACAACUUAUCUUUAGUAUACAAAAUAGCAUUUAGAAAUGAAAAUAUAGACUCUGCCCCCAUGAAAGCAUACCCACACACACUCUGAAAUUUACACACACAUAUACACACAUAGCCCGAGCCAUCUGUUGCUAUAUAUUUUUCAUGUGUUUUAACAUUUUUCUUUUAGAACGUAAAUGGCAAGUAAAAUGUCAAGUUACCCAGAAAAUAAUAAUAGGCAUGACAACCAAAUGUGAGCUCAGCUUGUUUGUCUAGAAAAUAGUUCACAGGAUAGCAGCAUCCUUCUACGCUGGUGAUGCUGCUGUCUGUUUCUUUUACCAUUCUGUUACAUAUUUUUUUUAAAAAAAUAUUUUAUUGAGCAACAAAAAUGCAGUAUAUACAAAGAGAAAAACAAGCAGUAACAACAAAAUAAGUUCAACACAUGGGAGCUUUUGAUAAUAGUCUAAAGAACAAGAAAAAAUCAGGAGUCAAGGAAAUAGAAUUACAAGAAUGUAUCCUUCCACAAUGGUUAAUUGAGAUCUGAUUUUAACUUUUUAACUUGUUCUUACUGAAAUGGUUUUAUUUUUUUAUUGCUGUAAUCUGCUUUGAUAUGUUUUUUAUCACACAGUGGUAUACAAAUGUUUCUAUAAAUGAAUCAAAAUAAAUAAAAUUAUAAAUGGGGUAUAAAAGCACAAUGCACAUUGCACAAUGGAGAGAGAGAAAAUUAAGGUCUCUAUUCAUAAAAAAUAUUUAUAUAUCACUGUAUCACAAAAAUAUAUCACAGUGGUUUACAACAAUAUAAAAGCAUAAAAAUAGACAAUAACAUCAUAACACGUUAAAAACAAGUUAAAAGCAAAAAGAAAUUUAAAAAUAAACAAACAUUGAUAGUCUAUUGUGAGGGAUGUACUCUUAAUUGCCUGCAUAGGCCUGAGUAGAAAUGUUUUCAGCAGGCAUUUUUAAAAAAAUCAGAUUGUGAAGGGAAUUGCCUAUGUAACUGCAUUGUCAUAUAUUUAAUAAAUAACUACGAAACAGGAGUUAUAUUUUCAAAGAGACACACAGGGUUUUAUCAGCAUCAUGACCCUUAUUGAUUUUGGUGAGGAUCAUGUGGUUUAAAAUCUGCAUAACCUUCAAAGUUUACUGCAAAUUGCAAAGUCCAUGCUGAAGCCUAACCAACAACUGUCUCAACUAGAGUGCUGGGUCUUCAAACCGGGAGUCAGGGUUAAAAUUUUUGCUCAGUCAUGAGUCCAGUAGGCAGGGCAGAAUCUGAUGUAAUUGUUUUAGUCUGUUUGGUCUCAGUGAGUUGCAUGACUGAGACCAUUGUGUUAGCCUGCCUCAUGGUUGGCAAAACUUAUUUCCCUUGAAGAAAUGGCCUGGUUAGUGGCCUUUCUCAUUCCUGUUUUUACCACCCAGUAAGCUCUCUGAGGAGAGAUACCACUUGAAAGGCGCUGUGGCCCAGGAAAGAUACACUGAGGGCUUGGGCACAUUUUGUCCAAAGCUGCUGCCGCCCCCCAAAAAACCCCUGGCAUUUUCAGCCUGAUCAGGUGCGGAAGUUAGUAAUAUUGUUGGAUAAAGUUCAAGAAGUGUCUGUAAAUCAGAGAACAUUUAAUCAGUUAGAUCUGACUUGACUUGCGCCUUUUUCUGGAAGAAAAGUACCUAGCUGAAUGCACUUAACACUUCAAGGGCUGACUAUUUCAAUGUGUUUUACAUUGGGCAGAUUUAGUUUGCAAUCCUAUAUCCACUUACCUGGAUGUAAGCUUCAUUGAACUCAUUUGAACUUACUCCCUAGUAGACAUGAAUAGAAUUGUGCUGCUAAGACUGUUUUUUUGACUGUCUAGUCUAGUCUAGUGGGAACACCUGCUGUCUAGGAGCAAGAUUACAAAGGAGUCAGCAAAUGUAUUUUAUAUCAAAAGCUGCUGCAAAUUCAGAAGGCCUGAAUUUGAAUAAACUUGCUGAAUUCCUGUUUUGCCAAGGUUUAUCUGCCCCCCAAACUUUGCAUUCCUGAUUAACUGCACCAAUCCAUGUACUUCAGCAUGCAUUAAAUUCAUGUACUACUGUUUAUGCUGACAGCUAAAAUAAAUGGCUUCCAAAAUGGCCAAGUGAGACUGUAGAUUAGAUUCAAGUAGUUGCAGAAUAAGCUUUUUGUGCAUAUUUUAGCAUAAUAUUCUCCUUUUACACAAAACAUAUGAGGCUGUGAUCCAGAUGACUAAUAGUAUCCUUCUUACAGAAAAGGUCCUCCUUAUAUUCUUACAAUUGGCUUUGUAUAAUUAUCAAGCUGUUUGGGCUGCAACAAGAGUAAAAGAACAUUGCUCUUGUUGCUCUGAGAGAAAUGACUGUGUAUGCCUGUUAGAAGAAAGAAAAGGGCAACUUCUGCAUAAAUAACAUGAUUAUGUAUGUACCUGAUGAAUUUUUAAUUUAUAUCUGUUUCAGGCUCUGCUUGAUACUCAGAACCUUCUGAGAGCUCAAAUUGCAAAUUUCACUUUCAACCUGGGAUUUUCAGGGAAAUUUUACCACACAGGUAAGGGGGGGGAACCAGCAAAAUUUGGUCUCAAUCGUUUUGUGUCUUUGCAGUGCAUGGAGCUGAAAUUGAUUUUGGUGUUGCAGCUUUGUGCUAUAAAGCGAAAUGAAAUGAGAGUGAAGAACUCUCAGAGCCUGAGGGAAGAAGAAAUCUUCCUUCAGGAGGAUAAAACCAGAAAACCAAUCAACUCUUCCUUAUGUUGUGAAUUUUACAAAGUGAGUUAGUCUGGCACUCAAAUCCCAAACAUUUUCAGUGUUGUAUCAGUUUGUAUGGCUGAUGUCUUAUCCACUGUAAUGUCAUAACUCUGACAUUCUGGUACUGCAGCAAUCCCGCUAUCUCAGAAUGCAGCUACAAGUUUCUUGCAAUUAGCUAAUGAGCUCCAACUAUCAUUUUGGGAUUCAUCAGCCAAAUUCUGGACAGCUGCUAUUGAGAAUUUUUUUCUGUCUCUUAAAAUAUUGGCCUUAAUUAAGAUGCUGAAGUUUGACCUGGUAUGCAAGUUCAAAACAAAUGGAAAAAGCUGUUUUCCUUGACAUUAUGUAAUACUUUGCUGAAUAGAAUCACAAGUGUUAUGCAAAUUGAUGCAACUGUGUAGUGAUAGACUGGGAAAUUCCACGUUAAACCCAGUCAAAUUUGAAAAGUGCAUUAAAUUGUAAACCACUUAUCAACAAUUGCCAUCAACCAGCUUUAAGCCGCAAUCCUAGUCCACACUUGGGUUUAAGUCCCAGUAGAACUCAUUUGGAUUUACAUCUGCAUUCAUAGGAUUGCACUGUAAUAAUAAUUACAGUGGUACCUUGGUUCUCAAACUUAAUCCGUUCUGGAAGUCCUUUCCAAAACCAAGGUGCGCUUUCCCAUAGAGAGUAAUGCAAAAUGGAUUAAUCCAUUCCAGACUUUUAAAAACAACCUCUAAAACAGCAGUUUAACAUGAAUUUUACUCUCUAAUGAGACCAUUGAUCCAUAAAAUGAAAGCAAUAAACAAUUUACUGCAGUCACACAGUUCAUCAGUCAGUAGCUGUACUGGGUUCCACACAGUCACAAAAACAAAACAAAAAGAGCCACAAAAAUAGAAACACAAAAUAAAUAGCAAAAACAGACCGCAGCGUAACACUCAAAACGGAAGUGUGGCACUCAAAAUGGAAGUGUGGCACUCAAAAUGGAGCAUGUUUGGCUUUUGAAAAAAGUUUGCAAACCGGAAUACUUACUUCUGGGCUUGCAGUGUUUGGGUUCUAGGUUGUUUGAGUACCAAGGCAUUUAAAAACCAAGGUACCACUGUAGUCAUAACUGUUAUAACUCUGCAGCCCUUCCAAUGCUGAUAUUGAAUACUGGAUUCCCCCCCCCCCCCGCUCUUUACAUUUGAUUUACAUUUAUAUCCCAGCUUUCCUCCAAGGAUGUCAGGGUGGCAAACCUAACUUUCUUCACCUCCUUUUAUUCUCACAACAACCCUGAGUUCUUUCUUUUGUUGUUCUUUUUCUGUUUUGGCUAACCUUCACUGGUUUUUUGUGUGAAAUGAUCCUGGCAGGGAUUACUGUGGUCAUGGGGCCAUCGUGAUAACCACAGCCCUGCUGCACACACAGGUUGAGGCAGAAGGUGGUAUUGGAGGAACAGGCAGAUUGUUUUUCCAGCCAGCUUUCAUGUGUCAUGUCACGCAUUUAUCCAUAAUGUUACUGUUAUCUGAGAUGCAUGUUCCCUUUUUGUAAUCAUGCAGAAAGAAGAAUGUUAUUCUAUGGUAAACUGGAAUAUCUGAUUGCCGUUUGCUCCAAUUCAGCAGUAAAACACAGGCUUUCCUGGGAAAGGGCCAGGACCAGGGGGGAAACCCUGCUCAGACAUGGAGCUUUGAAGCCCAGACCUGUGCCUAGAAACAUGGCACAAAAGGAAUUACUAAAAGUUGCAAAGUCCAUUUUGUCCAUCUCCAGCUGUAAUGGGAAAUGAUUUUAAAGUAACAGUCAGUUGACACUGCAAUAUAUUUGCUCCUCCUCCUCCUCCUCCUCCUUGUUCCACCUUUUUCCCUGACAGGGACUCAAGGUGGCUUACAGCUAAAAUAGGAAUAGCUAAAAACAUAGGGGAAAUAAAUCAUUAAAAAAAUAUAAACAUUAAUAGGGUGUGUGAAAUAUAUAUUAAAGGCAGGUAGGUGGUGCUGUGGUCUAAACCACUGAGCCUCUUGGGCUUGCUGAUCGGAAGGCUGGCAGUUUGAAUCCACGGGACAAACCUCCAGGUGGUCCCCACUCUCCCAUUUUGAGGGUGUUGGGUGGUGUUGAUGAAAAGGCCAGAAGAGAAAGAGGAAGUUCUGUUGCUUAAGUGUAGCUGCAGCUGCAGCCCAUUGUCAUCACCUUCUGGUGCAGAAGGAGAAAUGGAGUGCCAAAAAUGCCAAAUAUUGACUCAGCUAUGAAUGUCAGACAGUGCAAAAAAAUGCCAGUCAAGAUGCACCCCAGUUUACCAUACUCUCACCAAUAGAAACAGUUUGUAAAAUGGCUGCUGUGCUGAGAAGCAGGGAAAGGAUUAGUUAAUUUGCAUCGUAGCUGCAGUGUGCACAAGACCUGAAUCUCUCUGGUGGCAUGUAAAAGCAGUGCAUCUAAAUAACUACCACAGAACAGAUCUCUUUAUGUUGGCUCACCCCUGAAAUGGCCAUAUUGUCCAAUGACAAAAGUCAUUGGUUUUAAUGAACUCCUAAAAUCUAAUGAUCCCAAGCAGUCUAUGGCAUCAUUUCAGCUGCCUGAAAUGCUGUUUCAGUUCUAAAACCACUUGCUCCUCCCUGACUCAAAGAGCACCAGUAGGAAAAGAAGAAGUUUUAUCAAUAGGAAGGCAGAAGUUGUAUGUAUGAGGCUGUAUAUACCACACCAGAUAAAUCAGGAUCUUAAAUAAACAACCACAGCAAACAAAAACAAAACAGAUUGUUCAUUUGUAAGGCUCAGAAACUGGUACCAUUAUUAAUAAUGGCACCAAAUAAGAUUAAUGUAACGUCUCACCAGUUCAGGGAGCUACUUGAUUUAUUAUGUCACAAAGAAGUUUCCAGAAUACUUGGCUAGAGCACUGGUGAAUCUCAUGGGGAAUAAUUUCCCAUAAAUGUGGAGCAGUUACCAAUGACACCUUUGAACAUGUUGUUCAAACACAGAUAUUAUUAAGACAAUGCUUAUGUUCAGUCUUAUGGUUGGUGAGGAGGCACAACAUCUUUUACCAGGGUAAGACACCCAUUGGUUUUGACUGCUUUGUUACACUGUGAAUAAAGUGGCUGCCAGUGGAAUAGCUCUUGCAUAAAUGGGCUGUCACAAAUUGAUAUCACCUUUUUUAUUCAAUUAAAACCUUAUGUUCAAACACUCGAGCAAGGUAGUGCUCCUUACCUUGUCUGUUGUACACAUAUAAUAGGAUCCAACAACUCAUUCUUCUGCCCUGACCCUCAGCACUAUUAAUCAGUCACAUUGGCAAGUAUAGCUACAAGCAGAAAUUGCUCACCAGGCACACAGUUUGACUUCUUGGACAUUACUGUCUCACCCUGUCCCUGGCCUCAAACUCUGUAGCAUUCUUACAUAAAAUGUGGUGAUUCUGGAUUGCUCACAGCUCUGCUUGUCUUAGAAUACUUAGCCUGGCAAAAUGAAAUCCCAUCCUCCAGAUUUUUGCCAGUUUUCUAGAUGUUAGUUUUAAGUUCCUCUGGAAAGGUCCACACCCCAUCCCUUAAAUUCGUGUGAAUGAUUUUGUAAAUAUGCAGCCACAAUGUUUUUAAUGCCACUUCUUUUCCAAAUCUGCACCUGGGUGUUUGAAGUAAUUUUUUCUUCCAGACCUGGAAUAAAUCGUAUUUCAAGCACCUUAUUUUUAUUUUUGCUCCCCCCUCCCCCCCGUUAAUGGUGCUUUCUCACUUUUGUGGUUGGUUUUCUAGGUAAGUAUCUAGCCACAUAGACACUUCAUCAACUGCAUGCCUUGAGUGACUUGACCAGAUGAAUUGCCUUCUGUGUGAGCUGCCUUUUGUGUUUGGCUGUUGGUUGCUUGUGAGGCUGGGUUGAUCUUCCUGCCAGAAUUUGUUGUGAUCUAAUUCUAAAGUUCAUUGUGCUUUUCUCAAAUAUUUGUUAAAGCAUUUUUUUUAAUGAAGUGGAAAAGUUAUUCUAUGAAUCUAUUUAUUUCUGCAGGAACUGCAGAGGAAGAUGAAGGCGAUGACCUAUUACUGGGGUCUGUGGAUGAAUUUUGGUGGUUCCCUCAUAUGUGGAGCCACAUGCAGCCUCAUCUCUUCCAUAAUGAAUCAUCCCUGGUAGAACAGAUGAUCCUCAACAAAAAAUUUGCCUUAGUGAGUUUAAUUCAUAUACUGUGGAUUUGGCAGUUUUGCUUCCUAAUUCAUAGUACACAUUUUCCCCUCUAAUCACAUAAAUUUUGUGUUUUCUAUUUAGGGAAUGUAUUGAAAUGCCUCUUAGAUCAAUUUAUCUGGGCUGCUGUUCUCAGCUUGUUAAGAAACGCAUUUGAAUUCAGUCAUGCUUAUAUGAUGCCACUGGACAAGUCUAAUAAAAUCACAGAACAGGCACAGAUAUUUUGCAGCACCUCCUCAAAUCCAAAUCAAUUGUCAUUGCACUUUUACCAAUAACAGUCCCAUAACCAGUUCAGAUGGAAAUAGACCCUGGCCACUUUCAUGAUUUCAAAGGUACAUUUUCCAGCCUCUGGGAUCAGGGAAAUUGCCACCAGCCAAUAACCACAUGUUCCUUGCUCAAGAAUGACCAUGAUCAUCAGCAGGAUCACCAGCAAGAUUAAAUGCGAGAAAGCUCUGGGCCAGCCCCCAGUGAUACAGCUUUGAAGAUCAUAUUCUUAGUCAUUAUCUGCCUCUUGGUCAGAAAAUGCUGUCCAUUUUGGUACAUCCUAAAGUUAAAUAGGGUGCUGCUUUAUACUGGGCCAACUCAUUUUCCCAUCUAUCUUAGAAUUGUCUACAUUGAGGGCUCAUCCACACUUCUGCUUGUUCCAUCUCUUUCCCCAAGCAAAACCCACUCUUUACCAUAGAAUCAGAGCAAACAUUGGCUGAGUUUUCUGCAGAUUGACAUUGGGUCUGAUUCAGUGGUUAAAAAGUAGUUUUUCCUAGGGCAAGUGGCAGAGCAAAGAGAAAACUGCAUGGACUUGUGCCUAGAAAGCAUGGGACAAGCAGAAAACCACUUGGACCCAUUGCUUUCUAGGCACUGAGCAAGCAAAGUGUGGUCGAGCCCUGACUGGCAGCAGUUUUCAGACAGGGUACAUUCCCAGCUGUACCUAGAUCCUGGGCGUUUGUCAGGAUUUACGAUGUCUCACACAAGACACUGCAAGCUGGCAGUUUUUAUUACUCUUAGAUUUAUUUACUAAUUACACAGUAGCUGCAGCCCAAGCUCUCCCAGCUCAGUCCUCACUGGAUGAACCAGUUGGCCCUACUGGAUGACAUUGUCUACGCCAGCAGGAUAUCCUCCACCUUUUGCCCCACCUCCUGCUGGGCUGACAUUGCCCCUGUACUCUUCCGUCUACUCCGGGGAGACUUGGGGGUGACCAGCCCCUCCUCCUCCUCCUGAUCCAAAUGUAACAGCGGCUGUUCCUCUGCAGCAGGCUCUGUCUGCCCUGCUGUGCUGUCUUGGGAAUUUAUAGCCUGCAUUCCAGAGUGGGAGGGGCUUACAUCACUCUCAGUGUGGGAAGGAAUCAAGCUUCUACUCCCCUCAGCCUGUCCUCCUUCUUCUUCACUGUCGCAAUGGGAAGGGAUGUCCCUGACAGGAUUGAUGCUGGGACCAUCUGAAUGCAAAGUGAAUGGUCUACCACUGAGCUGUGUUCCUUAUGCAUAUUGUAUUCUGUUUCAGGCUUUAAAACAAGCAUUGUUAUAGAAAUAAUGCAGAAAAAUAUGACAAAAUGCUUCUUUGUUUCCUUUGUAUGUGACUAUUUAUUAUUCAUAUGGUAACAUAAGUUAAGGCUAUCACAUGUCAUAUAUAUUAUAGUACAGUAUAUAUAUUGGUGGCCUAAAAAGAUAACCUGAACUGCCACCUAUGAACAAAUGACAAGAUUACAGUAAAAAACUAUUUGCUUACCUUUACAAUUAAGCUUUAAGCCCCUAUAUAAGUUUCCUGAAAACUAUUUCUUUUAGCACAAUCCUCUCUCUCUUUCUCUCUCUCUCUCUCUAUAUAUAUAUACACUGUGUGUGUAUUACACAAGUCCCAUUGAAUUCAAUCAGACUUACUCCAAGGAAAGUGGAUUUAGUAUGAAAUUUGUAUUUUCAAAAUCUUUUUUCUCCACAAUUAGCCACAGUUGUGCUAUUAAGUGUACAACAGAUACUGAAUAUUCAUAUAGAAAGUAUUGAAAAUACACUGGGUUUUUCCAUUGUAAGUAUAAACAUUCAGAUAAAUUGGAAGCAUACCUAUAUAUACUUAUUUGUUUUAAAUUCACAUAAAUAUUAAACUAUCCCAGGGGAAUUAUGCAGAACUACCUUUAUUGGCUAGCCCUGUUUUGGGUAAGGAAAAUUGUAUCAAGAAUACUGCUAAUGUUGUUUUAAAAAAUUAUACUUGAAGUAAACAACAGCAGAAAGCCAAAAGAUCUCCAUUUUGCCUGUAAUCUGCUUUCUGCUCUUAAUUCAAGUAUUUUUGUAUACAUUUUACAUGGGUGAAUUAAUAUAUUGAUAACAAAUAUGUCAAUAAAUUAUUUAUGUGUGCAGUCAUCCUAUAAAGUUAUGUACUGUGAUCUGGAAAAUGUUUCUUAGGGAGAAAUCUUUAGCAUUACUCUUACAUACAGUUCUUGCAUUGCAACCUCUUGUUUCAGCCUAAUUUUCAGAAAUAUAAGAGUUGGUAAAUGGAGAGCCAGUUAUAUUGAUUAUUGUGCUACGUACAAUAUGGCUAGGCAUCUUGAACCUUUGUUCAGCAACAGAAGUGUUGAGGAGAAAUGUUCAGUGCGAAUCAGCAGGCACACAGGGACCAGUUUAGGAAUUUAACUUUAAAACAGAAUUUUGAAAUUGCAUUAUGCUGGCAGAUAGGAAUAUCCAAAGGAGACCUAAAUUGAAUUUAGUGAAAUAAAAAAGUAGAGACUUAAAAUUACACAGCAGCCUUCGUUUUAAGCUUUAAAGUGUAAGGCUUAUAAAAAAGAUUAAAAAUCUGGAGGAAAAAGAUUUGCCAUUAUCUAGGCAUAUGGGGUUCAUCCAGGAUUUUAAAAUAAGCCACAUAAGUCUAUUUAAAUUAACAAGUUAUUCAGGGAGGAUAAUUUGCAUGUUAGAUAUCUUGAUAGAACACUGCUAGAGAUACAACAAAAGAGAAACCUUGGUGGCAUUACUGUUGAAUGGAAGUCAUGAUCAUUACAGAAUGGAAGACACAAAGGCCACAUGCUAUUGCACUUGCAACAGAGGAGAUCUUAGACAAAAAGUGCACUGAACUAAUCAGAAAAAAUGUAGGAGGAAGCUACUUUAUAAGUUUCCUUUAUAAGCUUUCAUUAGCAUGAAAAAGGAACCUGAAAGAAAAGUCUCAAGCUGACAUUUGCCCAACCUGCUGUAGGUUUUGAAUUUAUUCUGUGCAGAAGGAAAGAAACAGAAUGUCAACUGGAAUAACAAUAUCAUAAGGAUCAAUGUAUGGAUUUAACAGGUUGUCUGCAUGUAUAGACAUAUAUGAAAAGCAAAGCAAGUCAUAAAAGUGAUUGAAUUUCAGAAACUUACAUAUUGAUUUCCUCCUUGUUGUUGUUGUUUCUAUGCAUUGCAAAAUAUAUUAUACCUAUCAUACUUUAUGCAGAUGAAAAAUGUAUGUUAAGUUCCAUGACAGCUGAAAAGCUGGAAAGGGACCUUGCACAUUACUUUGUCACUUUUACCGGUAGUUAAUGCUAAUAAGGGUAUGCUACUGUUGCUUUUGGACUUCUUCCACUAGUGGACCAAAAUGCCUGCCUGCCAUUUUUGUCAUCUUUUCUGUGGCACUGUACCUGAAAGCAAGAUGUGAAAGAAAGCAUUAUCACACUUGUUCAUAUAUUUGCUUGGGUGAGAGGCCCACAGAGAGCUUUUAAGUGAUGAGCUCUCCAGGCUUUUGUUUUGCUUUGUUUCAGGAACAUGGCAUUCCAACUGAUCUGGGAUAUGCUGUAGCUCCACACCAUUCUGGCGUCUAUCCUGUCCACGUCCAACUUUACGAUGCCUGGAAGAAAGUCUGGAAUAUCAGAAUCACCAGCACAGAAGAGUAUCCACACCUGAAACCUGCACGGUACAGAAGGGGCUUCAUCCACAAAAACAUCAUGGUGAGCUGUUUGGUUUCUGAUGAUGAACAUUUGUUUAAAAUGGAAGAGAAAGCAUCUGAUCUCCUCCUCAGUGCUGUGUCAAGAGAAGGAGGAGGGAAUGGGGAACUGACAAGCCUGAGAUGAUUGUAGGUCACAUUGAAAGGGGGUUUUUUGGCCAAUUUUUUGGGGGGGGGAAAUUAUUAAAUUAGUUUUAAUUUGUGGUUGAUUUGAUAAGAUUUGGAAAAUCAAUAAAAACAAUUUGGCAAAAAAAGUUUUUUUUCAAAGUUACAAAUAUCAAUGCAUUAUUAAAUAUAUUAAUACAUAUAUAAAUAAAUUAACAAGUAAUCUGCUCAUGUGGUGCUUCUUUGGACAUUGGUACACUGGCACAAUAUGGGGUGUUGCUACUGUACCUAUCAAUAUGCUGCUGCCCCAGGAGUUUGUAGCUUCUCUUUAUUCUGUGCAUUUUUCUGUACAUCAAAAUUAAGGUUAAAAAAAUCACCCAACAAAGUUAAGCAUAUUCAAGUUGUACCAAUUACAGUGAGAGAAUUAAGUGCAUGUUAAUAUCUCUUCCAUUAAAAUUUCUGGGACUCAAGAGCUCUGCUUUGGGUAGAUCAUGCCUCAUUCUGCCCUUCCCCUCACUGUUUUUCUGUAGGUUCUUCCUCGACAAACUUGUGGUCUCUUUACUCACACCAUUUUCUACAAAGAGUAUCCUGGUGGUCCUAAAGAACUGAACAAAAGUAUACAGGGUGGGGAACUGUUUUUCACUGUUGUUCUCAAUCCAGUAAGUAAAUCACAUUAUUUUAAAACAUUUAAAGAAAAUAAUCAUUGAGCUUGUUUUAAAGAGGCCCACAACCUUAAGAAAUUGCAAGUUAAACCACUGGCAGUAUUUUUAUUUAGCUGCUAUCACUGAUGUGUUUAAGGUCAAAUACUUUUGUCACAUGUAUUUCUAAAAUUAAAUAUCUAGGUUCAAUAUAUUCUGUUGUUUGCUUAGUAACAUGGUGGUAAAAGUUAUUUGUGAUAUCCAGCUAAGUCACAUGCAGAGUAGGCCCACCAAAAUAAAUGGACAUACUCUGUUGUCCAAUGUUAGUCACAUUAACCCUCUGUGUUUUAGUUUAGUUAGUUAAAGCUAUACAAAAGACUUAACCUGUUCAAUUUCUGCCUGCCAUACAGGACAAAACCCCUAUUUUCCUCCAAUGCCAACCUUAAACCCAAGCCUAGGCUGUCUUAACCCCAUUAAACACAAUGUGACACAUUUCUUGAUAGGCAUGGCUUCCAUUGUACUUUUAAGUUGACUGUACAAUGAAUUCUUAAUGGUGUUCAGCUGCUGAACAUGCAUAAGCCUCUUUGCAAAGUCUUCAUAUUUACCUUUUGAAGAAAGGGUGAUUCUUUGAAAUCCACCCACACUUAUUGUGUAGUAGUAUUUGCAGAAAAUAAUUUUCAGGGACUGCCUGAUUUCAGAUGAACCCACCAUGGGAAAGUUGUAUCCUGGUUGUUAGGAGAAAAAGAACAAACUAUAGAGAUUCCAAGGACUAGAAAGAAAGACAGAAACAGGAAAAGUGCACUGAGGGGAAGGGGAAAACAGCAGCUCUUUAGGACCCCAGGGAUUCCUCUUGCCUGAUGUCUGAGCAAUUCACUUAUCAGUCAUAGCUAAAAUUCAUUGGUUAAAAACACAGACAGAUGGGAGCAGCUAGCUGGCUCAUUUCACAGAAAUCACUUAUAAUGGUACCUGCACAUUUAAUUUCAUAACUUACUUCUUAGGAGGGCUAGAGAUGUACUUUUUUAAACAAAAACUUAGAAACUGGGGCUUCUGCCCAGAUGUGCCAUUGAAGGCCUUCAUGGGUACCAUGUUGGUCAUCCCUACAGCUCAUGGACAAGACCAAACUGCACUUCAAGAUCUAACUGUAUAAUGGAAAUAAAUGUAUAACAGGGGUAAGAUAAUUUAGCACCCUUCAGUUGACAUUAGGCUACAUCUGCCAUAUUCCCUGACCAUUUGGAUGCGCCGACUGGGGUUGAUGAAAGUUGUACUCCAUAAACAUCUGGAGAGCACCACCUUGGCUGUGCUAUGAAGUUUAUUUUACAUCCUCCUCUGUGCCAAAAAACAGCCACAGCAGUGUAAAAGAAUAGCAUAUGUGAAUGUCUUACAUGACUUGAUCAUUUAUAUUAGCUCUAUUCCCUUCUAAGUUUCCAGAUCCUUCAGGUUUAGUACUAUGCACAAAAACAUUAUCUGUUUGCUGUGUUUGUGGGAAACAUAAAAGCUUGUGUUCUAAAAUAGCUCAUCUAGUAGUCUUCUAAUGCAUGCACUUUUGUGGAAUUGGUUUACGUCCCCUCUGUCCCUGGCUGAACUGUGAUCUGAUAGCAGGUAUAAAAUUAUCCUAGCAGCAAAAACCAUUGUGUUCAUAAAGCAUGUAGAGAGCAUAAAUUCCAGCAGUGCAUAAAGAACAGUGGGAGUUGAUAGCACACUAUUCACUUUUAAAUAAUCAUUGCACACCCAUAGGCUACGGAGGGUCAGACUCACUGGGGUAAAUGCUUGUAUAAUGCAAAGCUCUGCUUAUCUACCUAGGAGUAAGUCUGGUUGAAUUUGAUGGAACUUGCUCCCAUGUAAGUAUGGGGGGGAUUGCAGCCUUAAUAUGAUUUGUAGCCAACUAGUGAGACCACCAAGUAGGAGCUAGCAAGCGUGGAUGGAGUGCAUGAAGAAUAGGGAAGGGCCCUAGUAGAGUGACAGAGCACCUGCUCUAUGUGCAGAAGACCCCAGGUUCAAUUCCCAGCAUCUCCAUGUAGGAGUGGGGAAGGCCCCUGUCUGAAACCCUGGAGAGCCACCGCCAUUCAGUGUAAACAAUAGUGAGCUAGAUGGACUAAUGGUCUGGUUUAAUGUAAGGCAGCUGUUCCUGUCAUUUCAUUUUUCACUUUAAUUCAUUUGGUCGGGAUUACACUUAUUAUUUUAUAAUUAUUUAUUAAAUCUGUAUACCACUCUUCAUCUUUAGAUCUCAGGGCAGUUCAAAACAUAAAAAUACAAGAUAAAAAGACAAAAUACAUAAUAAAAAAGAACAAAAAGCCCACAAGCUAAAACAACAACAACCCACCCCUCCCACAAAAACCAGUUUUAUGUACAGUAUUUUAAAUUGCUUCCCUGUAACUGUUGUUUCUUUGCAAGGGGCUUCGUAUGCUCAUACAGAUGGGUUGUGCCUUCCUGCCCUAAGUAGAAAUUCUCAAAACCAUUUUUGUUAGGUUAUGGGCCUCCUCUUGUCUCAUAAAGUCUUGGAGCUUUGUCUACUGCAUUGGGCUAAACUGGCUUUGCUGACAGAAGACUCUUCCAUUUUAGAUUUCUUCAGUGAGAGCAGUGCAGUCCUGUUUGUAUACACACAGACCCAUUUUGUGGCUUCCAAUUGCCCUUUAUACUUUGUAUUGGUAUGUGUAUUGGCGUAUGUAUUGGCAUGCUCUGGUCCAGGGGGUCACGAAGAGUCGGACACGACUAAACGACUAAACAACAACAUUGGUAUGUGUACCCAGUGUUUAGGAAGGAAGGAGAGGGAUCGUGGCAGCUUUUCCCCACAGUACUUUGUGUUUAUUACUGUCAUUAAAUGUCUCCCUUAUCUAUCCCAAGGCACAGAUUAUUUGAUGAAUAUACAUUUUUAAACUUUUCCUGCCUGAGUAAUUAACGCUACCUAUUUUGCUCAGCAUUGAAUUCUUUUGUUUUUGUUUUUUUUGUCAUGACUUCAAGCCUGGCACCUCAGGUGACAAUUUGCUUCACAUUGCAUUGCUUCUAGACAUGGCUGUCUGCCAUGCUAAUAUUUCUUCAUUUUCAAGUCAGUGAUACUGUUAUUACCAUUGAUGGUAUUACAUUUUGACAGUACUGUGGUGAUUUUUCUGCAACAAUACUUGCUUGCUGAUCCAUAGUAAGAACUUGAUUGCCUUUGAGCAUAUUUUUAUUCUGUUUUUAUUGCUUACUUCCUUGGGCUAACCCACUACUAGAAUGUAAGGGAGAUAAGGCUGUAAGUUCUCAAUGAAGCAGAUAAUUGUUGCCGCAAUAGUCUCCUUACGUGAAUUAGAAACAGUAGUGGUUAUGUUGUUCCACAGCUGCUAGAGGCUUCUUGAUCAACAUGACAGGGGCCAUUGUGCAGAUUGUGACAUGAUAAGGACAAGUCCUCAAGUUUGGUGGCCAUAUUGAAAUCAUUUGGGACAGUUCCUAGCUAAUGAAAAGUUGCACUUAUAGAAAGUUCCACAAACAGAAGUGGUGAUUUUCACAGAUUCCUCCAUUCCCCAUGCAGUAUUAUGGCACCCUAUGAAAAUCUGGAUUCCUAUGGAACAGUGAAGAGGUUGAUACCAGGGGCUGCAGCAGGAAGGGGGAAAUGGGCAAAAAUUGCUUUCCCCAUCCUAAAUGGAAUAAUUCCUUUCAAGUGCAGUAGGGUUCCAUUAGAUCUGACCUGCUGCAUCUCUCUUUCUUGCUUUGUUGACAAUUUAAAAUAAAUAUUAUGGGCUAGUAGAAUCAUACUUCCAUUCAGUGUUUCAAAGGAUGAGAUGCUACCGGUCUCCUAAGGGCAUCUUGUGAAUGAUGAAGAAACUAAACAUGUAGGUUUUGAACCAGAUAUAGAACAGUGCCAUUCAGUAGUAUAUUUGUUUUGCAGGAUUUGCUAAUAAAACAUGACAGGAAGGCAUUAUCAGUAUCUCUGAGCCAGUAGAAGAGCAAUUAUACCCAAGGGCCAAGUUGAGUUCAACAUACAAACACACCUGUCUAUAAAUCUAAAGGAGUACUUCUGUAUCUUUACUUUAUGUCUGCUUCCUGCCAUGCAUGUAGACAUUAUUCCAUAGCUACAAUAGAUAACACAUACAUUCUGCAAUCAUGUUCCUGUAUAUGUUUAUGCUAUAUUUACAUGGGGAAUGGUACAUUCUGUGAAUGAAGGCCAUAAAUGGCCUGAGUUCAGUAUAUCCUGAGCAGUUAUCCUCCUCAUGAAAAACUGGCAACCUUCUAGACCAGCUUUUCUCAACCUGUGGGUCCCCAGAUGUUGUUGAACUACAACUCCCAUCACCCCUAGCUAGCAAGAGAUGAUGGGAGUUGUAGUCCAACAACAUCUGGGGACCCACAGGUUGAGAAUCGCUGUUCUAGACCAACUGAAAGGCAUGUGCUUCAGGUCCUGUUACUCCACCCUCUGCCAAAAACCAGAUAACACAAAAUAAGAGCUAUCUCUGUUGAAGUACAAGCCCCGUGCCACAUGCUACCCAGAGAAACCUGAUGGUGUCACUCAGUAUUAACCUUCUAGAGGCAAGAGAAGAGAUAAUUUGAUUUGCCUAGAAUCCUGGUAUUGUAUCCAACUAAAUCAUUGACAGCAUGGAAUGCCUUCCAUGAGUGCAAUGGAAGCGCCCUCUCACUUCCCCCAAACCCACUCUGGAGGGUUAGGCAAACCUCCAUGGCAGAUCUGGGGGGUACUUGGGAGGAGUUCCAUUGUGCUCAAAGAAGUUGCAGGUGGUUGGACUAGAUGACCCUUGAGUCCCUUCCAACUCUAAGAUUCUAUUAUUCUAAGCUGUGCCUCACACACAAUGAUUUUCUGGGAUACAACUCCUGAUUAUUAUUAUUUUACUAAUUUAACUAAUGAUAGGGUUUUCUGAUGCAAUAUUUAGUAUAUAUUUUUGAUAUACUCAUUUCUGUCUGUUACCUUAAUUUUAGCUCCAAAAAAAGUGUUACUGAAAUUUUAAUAAGAAAGCCACUGCAAUGGUGGAGAUUUGUAACAUCCCCCCCCCCAAUUCAUCCUAAUGGCUGUGUGGCGUUUCUGUGCUUUCUGGAUAUGGCUGGCACCAUUAGCCUCUUUUCAAAAUGGAAGUCUAAUUUAAAUAGUUCGUUUCCUCCAGCUGUGGCUCUUUCUGAACAAUGAGUUGGAAUCACAUAGCACUUUACAGGCCUUAAGUGUAAUAGUGCUUCAUCAGGAUAUCAUACCAGGCUGCCACAGAUGUAUUGCCCUUGUAAGCUUUGCUGUGGAUUUCCUAUAAAGAGAUGGAGAACCAUACAUUGGCAUUUAUCAUACCUGUAUGUUAUUUAUGGCCUUGUAAAGGUAAGAAAAAUGGAUGUUGCUGCAAAUUUGGGAUGGCUUUCUGUACUGCUUAUAGUAUGCCUUUAGAAUUUGUUGGUAUGACUGAAAUACAGAUGAUGAAAACAACAGGUCAGAUAAGAGAUUUCAAACAGUAUUAUACCCAUCCUCGAAACCUUUAUUGCAUUAACUGUUUAGUCCAUGAAACCAACCUACAUAACUAACCUAACACAUUUUGUGCAGAAUAUCAAUAUUUCCUCUAAAUAAUAGUGAUAAUUAAAUAACUGACAGCUUUGCAUCUUUUAAUUGCAAAUAUAUAAUUGAAUGGUUUCCUCGCAAAACGUUAGCUUGAUUUUUCAGCAGAUCCUUUUUCCUCCCAAGACUGCUCCCUCUCUCUUUUCAUGUUCCACAUCAACCUCCUUCAGUGUCGUAAUGCAUGAUGCUCUGCUUCAGUACAUGCUUUAGGCAGAUUUGAUAUCAUCUGUGGGACAAAAUACUUUAGAACUCUGUUGUUCUAGUGCAUUUUAUGUUAUAAAUUACGGAACUGAAAUUAAGGGCACAAGUAAUUUCUCAGUGUGGCAGAGCUGAAACCUUCCAGACAUCAAGUCCUGUUCUUUGGGCUAGUAGAUGAAAGCUUGGUUCCAGAGAAGUUCAAGGAUGGAUAUGUGUAGCCAUGUUGCCAUCCACUUACAGCCCUGCCACCAUAAAGGGUGCUGCUCCAGGCUCUCUGCAGCACUAGAAGCAACCUCAUUCUUCUUUGGAUCCUAGACACAAUCAGUUUUGUUUGAGCAGUUAUGCCCUGCCUAUCUGUAAUAAAAUAUGGCUUUCUGUAUUAUUUAUGCAGUCCAACAGGUUCUGUAAAAUAAUAAUAAUAAUAAUAAUAAUAAUUCUGGAUUGGAUCAAGAUUAAAUCUACUCCCACAGAAAUCAAUGUGACUUAGGUUAGCCAUGACUAUCUGGUUCCAUUGAUUUCAGUGAUACUAAAGCACUACUUACUGAGUUUUCAGCCAACCAUCUCUUAUAGAUAUUUACCAUACUAAUGGAGAUCUGUGGUAGCUGUGAGAUUUUCCUAUACAGCUUAUGUUGAAGAAAAGUGUGACAUUGCAGGCAGAACCCUUUUUAUUUCAAACUUUGAAUAGUGCUCUUUCAUGCCAUCUAUCUUUUUUUUAAAAUAAUAAUAAUAAUAAUAAUAAUAAUAAUAAUAAUAAAUUUUAUUUAUAUCCCGCCCUCCCCAGCCAAAGCCGGGCUCAGGGCGGCUAACAACAAUAAAACAGUACAAAAGUACAACACAAACAACACUCUAAAAUCAUUCAUUAUAAAAUUAAUUCAAAUCAAGCCACUGGCUACCAUUGGGCCAGAGCUCCGCGAAGAUUGCUGAGGGAGGGAGUCAAGCUGUGCCCUGGCCAAAGGCCUGGUGGAACAGCUCUGUUUUGCAGGCCCUGCGGAAAGAUGUCAAGUCCCGCAGGGCCCUAGUCUCUUGUGACAGAGUGUUCCACCAGAUCGGAGCCACAGCCGAAAAAGCCCUGGCUCUAGUUGAGGCCAGCCUAACCUCUCUGUGGCCUGGGACCUUCAAGAUCUUUUUAUUUGAAGACCGUAAGUUUCUCUGUGGGACAUACCAGGAGAGGCGGUCCCGUAGGUACGAGGGUCCUAGGCCGUAUAGGGCUUUAAAGGUUAAAACCAGCACCUUAAACCUGAUCCUGUACUCCACCGGGAGCCAGUGCAGCUGGUAUAGCACCAGGUGAAUGUGAUCUCGCAGCGAAGACCCCGUAAGGAGUCUUGCUGCAGCAUUCUGCACCCGCUGGAGUUUCUGGGUCAGUCUCAAGGGCAGCCCCACGCAGAGCGAGUUACAAUAAUCCAGUCUGGAGGUGACCGUCGCGUGGAUCACAGUGGCUAGGUCAGGGCGAGAGAGGUAAGGAGCCAACUGCUUAGCUUGGCAGAGAUGGAAAAAUGCCGCCUUUGUUAUAGCUGCAAUCUGCACCUCCAUGGAAAGGGAGGUGUCGAAGAUUACACCCAAACUCUUAACGGACGGUGUUGGCACUAAUUGCGCCCCCGCAAGAGAUGGGAGUUGCCCCCCAAUCCCAUAUCGUCCCAUCCCAGCCACAGGACCUCUGUCUUCGAAGGAUUUAGCUUCAACCGGCUCCCACAUAACCAUCCAGCCACAGCGUCCAAACAUCUGGUCAGUGUGUCUGGGGCCGAGUCAGGAUGGCCAUCCAUCAACAGAUACAGUUGGGUGUCAUCAGCAUACUGAUGGCAACCCAGCCCAAAACUCCGGACAAGCUGGGCGAGGGGGCGCAUAAAGAUGUUGAAAAGCAUCGGGGAGAGUAUCGCACCCUGAGGUACUCCACACACCAAGGAGUGGCGCGAUAACAAUUCCCCCCCAAGCGCCACCCUCUGUCCCUGACCAGAGAGAAACGAGCGCAGCCAUUGAAGGACUGUGCCCUGGAUCCCCACGUCGGCAAGGCGGUGGUCCAGGAGUUCAUGAUCGACCAUGUCAAAAGCUGCUGACAGAUCUAGAAGAAUCAGCAGCCCCAACCCGCCUUGAUCCAGCUGUCUACGAAGAUCAUCUGUUAGGGCAACCAGAGCCGUCUCGGUCCCAUGACCAGUGCGGUAGCCGGACUGGAAUGGAUCCAGAGCCGAUGUUUCAUCCAGAAACCCACCAAAAAAAGGUUAUUUUUCCUUCACAAAUUUAAGAAAAUAAAUUCAAGUGCAGACAGAAACCUAAUUCAUUAUUCUGUCACUUUGUGAGUCUAAUGGAGCAAGAGCAGCUGUUGAGAGUCUCUGAAUACCUGAGACUGAACUCUUCAGAGUAAUAUGGAGACAAUAUCAGGGACCAACAUACACAGUGUACACAAUGCAAAAUUAAUUGGAAAAUAGAUGGUCUGAAAGUUAAACACGCUCUUGUGGCCUGUAAACAUUUGUUCUGCAGCUAAAAUAACAGCACUAUAUUAAAAUAAAAGAAUAUUUGCUUCUAGCACUUAAGUGAAACAGAUUCAUUAACCACCAUUCAUUUUGUUUUUAAGCACUGGAUUACAUGACAUUACUUCUGCUCCUAUUAUUAAACAAUGUAUCAAGUAAACCUAAUGCCAAAAUUAAGCCCAUGACAAAAAGAUGUAAGAAAUUGAAUUAGCAACUUGAAAAUAUGUACUUGGAAUUGAAUUGUUCGAAGCUAUUGGUGCUAGCAAACAUUUUCAAAAGGAAGUUUUCAAAAUAUCACUGAUAUUUCAGAACCCUGAAUAGUAUUCAGAAGACCUGCCAAUCUUCUCAUUGUGUGCUCAUCUGGUCUUCUAAGUUCAGUUGCAAAAUUAAGGAAUGCAUUUUUCCGAUUUUCAUUAAUAUAGUUUUAGAACCCAUAUUUCCUAUCUUAAGCUGAAUUAUUUACCCACAAAGUUACCACUUUCCUUCCUUCAUCCUUUUUUUUAGUGGUCAGGGCAGGACUUAAGUAGAGCAUAUAUCAGAGAUUUAACUGAGAGGAGAAUGUGAUGCUAAGGUCUACCAGGCUUGCAUGUUGAGAAUGCUGCUUUAUGGAAGUGAGUCCUGGGCAACUUACGACCACCUUCCACAUGCAGCAGCACAACCAGACACCUUCAUCUCCUCCAGCUGCAACAAAAUAUAUCUGUCCCGCAUCAGUCUCUACAGCCACAGCAGGCGCUGCAACCUUCCAACAGCUUGAUCUCACCCCCAAAGGCAAACUCCUCCAUUGUUUCCUGAGACGAAUGGAUGGAUGCCAACAGAACUGAGAGGACAGACAGGAAGGGGUGGCUUUCUAUGUUGUAUAGAACGCAGCAACAUGUCCUGACAGUAGAUUGAAUAUAGGUGCAAAGGAAAAGGAUGAUUAAAAAUAAAGCCAAGGCUUUGUUCUGGGACAAUAGAGUGGAUGAUGAUGCUAUCAUCAGAGAUGAGGAGUAAUUGAGGAGAGGCAGGUUUAGGGUCAAAUAUGAAAAAUUCAGGCUCAGGCAUAAUUGAGUUUGGGGUGAUAGGCAUUCAAAUAGAAAUAUCAGAGAAUGUUGGAGACCUGAGACUGGAUGAAGGGGGAAAGGACCAAGGUAGAGUGUUUUUUCCAGCCUCCCUCCCUCAGCUGGAGUCCUCAUAAAGCUACCCUGACUCCACAUGGGAACUUCAGUCGCUUUCUAAAGGUGAAUUCACAACCAUUUAGGUCAGAGCUUUCCAAACUGUGCCGUGACAUGUGUGUUGGCUGCAGUGUGUAAGUGUGUCAUGCAAACACCCCCACACUCCUCCCAGGGCUGGAAGGGGUUAAUCUAACCUCUAGUUUGCUAGUAAAACUGAAUUACUGUGUUCUGAAAUGAUGCAUGUCUAAAAAGUGUGUCACCAACAUGAAAAGUUUAGAAAGCUCUGGUAGGUUGUAGUUGUGUGAUCAAACCACAGUGAAUGGGUUCCUCCCACUGAUGAUAGGUUUUGUGAGUGCUUCAACCAAAAUAAGGGUAUGAACUUAAAUGGAAAUGGGCCCAGUACUAAGAAGGAAUGGAGUACUGUGUUAGAAAGUAAAACCCAUACCAACAAAAGGACAAUAGCUGAUAUGGUUCCAUUCUAUGAUAUUGUAAUUUCAAUGUUAUCCACAAAGCAGUGUCAGUAUGCAAUUCUCAACUGGUUCAAUGGGUCUUGUCAGAUGAAUGGAGGCUGUGUAUUGCAGUAGGCCCUGCCCUCUAAUCUGUUGGGUUCAACUGAGAUGUUCUGUUGCAGAAUAGCACAUUGUCAAGAAAACAUUGAACUAUUUUAAGAUGUAUUAUCUGAAUACUUGUUUUCUUUUUCUUUUCUUUUUUGCUCCAUGUUUUCAUCAUAAACUAAAAGCUGGGUGAAAUGUUUGCUACUUCAAGGGUUUGGAAUGAACACAGAUCCAAAGGGGAGGGAGACCUUUUGCCACUCUUGAUUUUGCAGUGUGCAAAAGCAGGCAUGCUAUCAAGAAGUCAAAAGGAGAUGAUUAUCCAGCUUGCCCAGAGGGUUAUGUGCAAUGGGAAAACAAAAUCGAGAAACUUUGCUACUCUUCUGAAAAAGAUGAAAAUUAAAAAACAGUUACUAGCCAGGGGCCAAAUGUAGCUCUAAACCAUCAUUUAAAACAUUUUUUUCAAUUCAAUUUUCUCCUUUAAGGAUCUUAAUUUCCUUGGAGUGCAAUGAAACACUGCUAGAUUUCAAGUUCAUUUGGGAGAAAAGGUGAAAAAGGGUGGGUGUUUUUUCACUGAAGCAACAAAAUGCUGAACUGCUCUAAUAAGAAAGCUUUUAAGAUGGUGGGAUGCAAUUUAAUAAUGUACCAAAACACACAUUUUAAAGGGUGGAAAGGUUAGUAGAAUUCAUUCAGUCUUGUCUUGCCUUUUCUAAAAGGGAGAGGGGUGUUAAAGGCUAUCAGUGCAUUGCUGACUCACAUUUGCUUGAGAAGAAUUGGAAAGCAUAUAUUCACUAAGAAAUUGCUCAGGACCAAUUCACAUGUAGGAAAUGUAUUGUAGGGCUUAAGCAUAAUGAACUGCUGGUUGUUUUUGUUCCUAGUUUGGUUUUGCAUUUUCACACAUCUGAAGAAAUGAGCUCCAGUUCCAGAGACCUUUGUACUAAUAUUAAGUGUAUAAUUAUUUAAUGUAAGGCAAUGCUCUUCGUAGGAUUUGCUUAUGGAAACUAACAUAGCUACACAUGUGGAAUGUUAUUUUGAUAAACUGAACAUUUCACAUACAUUCAAGUUCUCUCCUGGACCGACUUACAAUUGGCAGGCCUUACUAUAGGCUGCUAAAAAUGGUUAAGAGAUGAUGAAGUGCCAAUUUUCCUGGCAUGGCUUCUCCCAUCACAGUGCUGCAGUGAAAUGAUUCCUCCUUCCGUACUGCUGAGUCUUGUCUUGGUGCCAUUCAAGGGCUGGACUUCACAGUACUACAAAGAACUAGUGGGCUUCCUAAAUAUAAAGUUGUCUCCAUAGAGAAGCAGCUGUAAACAUCUGGGACUUUGCUGUGAUAAGCUUUCCUGAGUAGAACAUAAAAACAUGACAAGCAGGUUUUGGAAUCCCUUCUAACAGUUGUGUAAACAUAUAAUAAACAUAUUUUAAAACAGCGAAGGAAACCUAGAUUUAACACUAUGAGCUGAAACUAACAUUUUAUCAUGUCUCUUUUCUUGCAAAUAUGUUGAACAUUUUGUAAUGCAGAGGCAGAGUGGAACUAAAACUGAAUUUGAGGUCCAUGUUUAAUUUUUUUCUCUUCCCUGGCAAAGCAUCUUCUUUUUGAAAAUGAUUUAUUAUGAUCUAUUUAGUCCACUUUUUUUAAAAAAAGGAAAAAGAGUAAAAACCCUCCACACCAUAACAUUCUUAGGAUUAUAGUGAGAUUUGCUUCAGGAAAAGAAUAAUACAUAUUUUCCCUGAACUACUAACCUUUUCAAGUUCUCUCUCUUUCCCCCUCUUUCAGUGCAGUGUUAAAGUUGUUGGCAGGUAAAGAAUUGCCGGGAGGUGAACUGACAUUAUAAAUGUCAGAGGUCAGCACAGGUGUAGGAGGAAAAAGAAGCUGCUGAAAAAUCAAGCUUACCUUUUGUGGGGAAACCUUCCAAUUAUAUCUUUGUUGAAAGUAACAGUCCAGUUUCUAGACUACUUCUGGCUUCAGCACUAAAAAUAAUAAAAGAAAUUUGAAAAGGUUAUACAUGUGGCCAAAAAAUACAUUAUUCCUUGCCUGAAGGGAACACAGCCAUCUUUUGAAAAUACAUUUUUUUACCAUUCUAGCUUUAUAAGGGGGAUUGUGUUCUAUGAAUUAUAUCUCUUUGUAUCUCUUCAUGCUUUGAGAAUAACAAAAAAUGAAGCCCCAGGCUUUAGUCACAAGCCAGGCAGUGUCACAAGGUGACACUCAUUAAACAAAUUCUCUGUGAAAUGAUGCUUGUUGCAAAUUCUGCUAAAGAAGCAGCACAGAAAUAGAAUUGCAGAGCUUUGGGUGGAAAUGGAGUGCAUAGAAGGUACAUUUUAAAAUGCAUUGCAACCUGAAAGCUGCAAAUCCAACUUUCCUUCUCUAAACCUUGAUUUUGUGGGUGAGGAAAAGGUUUAAAUAAUAUCAUACCUUCUUCCUGUCAUGCAAAGAAAUACCUUAUCUCAGAUUGAGCCAGAGGAAAUGUCUUAUAAUAUUAGACUGUAUUUCAAUUUCUAGCACAUCCAGUCAUUCCUACAAUUAAUUGGCCUUUUAACAAGAUAUUCAAGCUGUUUCCCAUGUAAGCAAGGCUAGGCAGUUCAGCAUUGUGUUUGCUAGUUGGGCAGCUUUUGUAGAAAAAUACUGCAUUUGGUAUUGUGAAUACAAAAAUACAAUAUUGUUUGAAAUACAAUGCUUUCUCUUUAAUGUAUGUACUUUAGUUGUCCUGAUUAGCAGGGCUCUACAGUUUUUACUUGCAGUGGCAUGUGUUCAAUCGCUUUCUGGAGAGGGUGAUGAGCCCUGGACUCCCAAUCCUGGAGGUGUGGGGUAGGGAGGACUGCUAACGUGAUCCAUAGAAACACAGGAAGCUGCCUUACACCAAGUCAAACUAUCUGGUCUUUCUAUUCCAAAUAAUAGUGGAUCCAUCCCCAAAGUUGAAGGAAAGCAUGCAAUUUGGGGUUUGAUUCUGCCUCAGGGUAGGGGUACACAGGUGUAGCAUCUUUGCUCUCACCUGCCAGAUACUUCAACAACCCAGCAAGUAUAGAAACACAACAUAGCUCCAGACUCUCCCUUUCCAGCUCUGAGUGAAAGGUGGGACAAGGGCUUCGUUUUUGCUUUGCAUGAAAUCCCCACCCUUUUCACCAGCUCAAAGUUGAGAGCUGUGAAAGGGAGUGUGGGAUUGUCUCUGGUCUCACGCCGUCUUUUAGAGGUGAGGUCAGAGACAAGAGCCCAUGCCUUUGGAGAGGAAUGCAUGGUUUUCGUAAUCACAAGUUUUGGGUUGACUAAUCCCUUCUGAUUCAGACAGUUGUUUUUAACGACAUUCAGAUCUUUUCUAGGGAAGUGUAACCAAUGGUAUUGUAUUUGUUUCCAGGGGUUGUAUAGCAGGGAAAGUAGCAGCUCAUGGGGAACUGUUAGAUAUUGUAUGCACCUUAUAUAUAACUUGAAUUUGCAGGGAAUUCUGUUACCAUUUAAGGGAUUGCUACCUUAUUUGCUGAAUUUGCAGGGAAUUCUGUUACCAUGUAAGGGAUUGCUACCUUAUUUGUUGAUCACUACACAGCAAUCUGUAGUUCAGAGAAGGAAAUCUUUGGAAGAUCUAGACUUACCUGCUUGGCAUAGAAAUUAGACUCCAACCAGGGGAAAAGGAACCACAGACCUUUUAAGCCAUCUGGAGGAACUUUAUUUUAUAUGCAUCUAAUAACAAUAUACAUGAUUAUUAUUUUUGUUCCGUUUCCUGUAAGAAAAUUUUGGGCGGGAGGGAUAUUAUUUAUACAGUCCAUUUAAUAAAAUAUUUAGAUAAUAAUAAUUGAACAGCUGUUCAUUUGCCAAGCACAUUUGCUGGCCAAAAAUUGGUACUUAUCAUAACUGAUUCAAAGUCUAUAGUGGUAGAGAACAAGUCUUCCCAAUGCUUCCAAAAUUCUUUUUUACUUAGUUUAUCACUGCAGCUGAUGUAGCAUCAUUUCACUGAUGCACUACUAACUGCAUGCUGCAUAGAAACUAGCCAUGUCAUACCAGCCCUGGGAGCCCAAUGUGCUUUACUGUGCUGUCUUACCACCACAGCAGAGCAUAGGAUACGCCUGUCAAUAAGAGCAUGCGUAGCCAGAGCAUUAAGGACAAAUAGCAUGGAUGUUAUCUUCCCUGGAACUUCACUGCCAUCUAGUGAUACCGUAAGAAAAAUGUGUUUUGUUUUACAGAUCAGCAUCUUCAUGACUCACUUGUCUAACUAUGGGAAUGACCGCUUGGGUUUGUACACCUUUGUCAAUCUGGCUAAUUUUGUUCAGAGUUGGACUAACCUGAAGCUGCAGACACUACCUCCAAUUCAGUUGGCUCACAAGUACUUUGAACUCUUCCCAGAGCAAAAGGACCCUCUUUGGCAGGUAAGAUUGCAAAAGAAACAUGCUAUAAGGGAUAGAGCGGACAGAUUGCUUAAUCUUCUGUGCAGUCAGAUAGUCUUUUUCAGCCCUACCUGUAGAUCUCAGGGAUUGAACAUGCAGCAUAAAAAUCAUAUACCGCAUACAUAAAACUGCUUUCUACCCUUAAUGUCAGAUUACUAAUCUGAAUCUAACUAAGCAAAGCUUUUGAUUGCUAACCGAAUGUUAUAAAAUCAGUAUCACUUUUAUCAUUACUCCCCCCCCCUUUCUAUACCUCUGCUUAUUAAAAACCAUAUAAAAGCAAAGUAUUUUACACAACCUAGCAACAUAUAUAAUUUGGAGAUUUUUCUCCCCUUUGUAAUCCAAUGGUGCCAGUGUAGUGUAGUGGUUAAGAGUGGUAGACUUGUAAUCUGGUGAACUGGGUUCGCGUCUCCACUCCUCCACAUGCAGCUGCUGGGUGACCUUGGGCUAGUCACACUUCUCUGAAGUCUCUCAGCCCCACUCACCUCACAGAGUGUUUGUUGUGAGGGAAGAAGGGAAAGGAGAAUGUUAGCCGCUUUGAGACUCCUUAGGGUAGUGAUAAAGCGGGAUAUCAAAUCCAAACUCUUGUUGUUUAGUCUUAGUCGUCUUCGACUCUCCGUGACCCCAUGAACCAGAGCAUGCCUUGGAAACUCUCACUUUCUUCUCAAAGCGUCUCCUUUUUAUGUCCAUUGAGUUUUCUUGGCAAAAUACUGGAGUGGUUUGCCAGUUCCUUCUCCAGGUGGAUCACAUUUAGUCUAAACUCUCGGCUAUGACCUGUCUGUCUUGGGUGGCCCUGCACUGCAUAGCUCAGAGCUUCUUGGAGUUAUUCAAGCCCCUUCUCCGCGACAAGGCAGUGAUCCAUGUCGGGGAAUGAUGCCUUAUGUUUGCCUAAAUCCUUAUGUUGAAGUUUGAAUCAUCCUGUGAUGUCAGGUUAUUGACAAGUGGGUGUCCCCAUCCACUUGCCAAAAAUGGCCCACAUGGUGGUACCAGAUAUUAUGAAUAGAAUAAAUAUAAACUAUUUUAGCAUUGAUACUAGAUAAACAUAAAUUAAGGCUGCAAUCCUAUACACAAUUACUUGGGAAUAAGCCUCUUUGCACUCAGUGCUGAUUGCAUAGGAUUGUGCUAUUAGAUUAUAAUAAGGAAAUGUGAUUCCUAGCAGCAAUACUUAUUUUAUAUUCAUCAUUCAAAAAAUAAAGUUAAAAAUUAAUUUUAAUGUUUAGAAAUUUAAAUUUAUCUUGCAGCAUAAUAUGUAAACUAGACAAUUUAGCUACUGUUGACUAGUAGCAAUAAUAAUGAUGAUGAUGAUGAUGAUGAUGAAAGAUUGCUUUUUCCUUAACUUAGAAUCCUUGUGAUGACAAGCGACACAGAGAUAUCUGGUCAAAAGAAAAAACCUGUGAUCGGUUACCAAAAUUCCUGGUUAUUGGACCCCAGAAAACUGGUAAGGGCUUAUUGAAUUGGCUUGGUAGAAGAAAAUAUUAGCUAGGAGCAACAAUGAUGAACUCAGGCUUAUCUACACUGCAGCUUCUAUGAACCAACAGAGCACAAGGCUGUUCUGUUUGAUUCAUAGACCCUGCCCCAACAUUACAACUGUCUACUCCAAAAUGGCUGUUAAAUUAUAAGUGAUUGUAUAAAACAAAAAAUAUUUAUUUAGAGUUGUGUUCUUCCACACAUAACCCAAAUACCAGCAUACACCAAUAUUUUUAUACUUGUUUAGUUUGAGCAGGAACAUUUGCUUUCCUUUAUUUUUAUUGUUGGCAUUCAGCUGUAUUUGAACAUUUACUGUAUUUGUUAUUAAUUGAUGUUUCAACAAUUGAGUUUGUUUUAUGAUGACUCUAAAGUGUUACAAUGUUAAUAUAAUCAAACUGAGUUAUUUGCUGGAUUGUCAUGUUAUGUUUUGAAUUUAUUUCAUAUUUGAUUCCUAUUGUAAUGAUUUAUUGAUUUGCAUUUUUGUUCUAUUGUGAGCUACUUUGAGCACAUUUUUAAUGGAAAAGUGGUAUAUAAAUUUAAAUAAAACAAUAAAGUAGUGCAUCUUCUGCAAUCUCAGGUGAAUGAAAUCUCAGGUGUUCUCAGUAUACAGCUACUACUUAAAUAAAUUUCAAUUCAGCAUUGAUCCAAGAAAACUUUUUAAAGACAAGUACUUUUUGUUCAUUGAAGAAAGUUUUGCAUGCAUUUUAUACAUGUUUUUAAAAGUUCAUUGCUGGUAUAAUUGAGGAUGACUAUCACAAAAUACAAAUGUUGUAUAAAAUUAGGAUCCAGUUGAUAGAAUGUCCUGUCUUGUCUCAACUCUUGGAUUUUAUUCUCUUUGCAGGUACAACAGCUUUGUAUUUGUUCCUGAUUAUGCAUCCAUCCAUCAUUAGUAACUCCCCCAGCCCCAAAACCUUUGAGGAGGUACAGUUCUUUAAUAGAAAUAACUACCACAGGGGGAUUGAUUGGUAAGAUGGGUUACUAGUAUAAAUCUCAAAAUUUCUAUACUGUGCACAAUACAAAAAUGGCAUUACCAAUGUGAGGUUGUUUAUGCAGACUAAAAUAACUUUUACUAUUCUAAAAAUUAAGUGUGUGCAAAUAAUGUAGCAUCAAUUACAAAUACAAGAAAUGCCAUCUGUGAUUUCUUCCCUUAUUUUACCACAGCUAUUGGAAAAUACUGGUAUAUUUCAAACAAUUAGAUACUUCUGAUUAUACAAAGAAAGAGAAGUUUAAUUACAAUUUGUCACGUUAUGUAAUUGUGUCUUGAAUGGAAAUGGAGUAUUAUCUAGCAGCUACAAUUCUGAGUCUACCUAAAAGACAAUAUAAACCACAACAUUCUAUUCUUUACUAAGGUAGCAAGUAGCAAUUUAAAAAGAACCACUGCUGUGUUUCUUACAUGUCUCUUUAGAGGUUUCUGUUCACUUUCAUAAAAGCUGAUCUUCCUAAACAUGCUGCUGCAUAUGGCUAAAACAGUACACGAAAUGUAGUGGAAUGCCAGCCCACAUAUUUUCAGGAGGAUCUAUAACCAUCCCACAUAUUUUUAGGGGAACAUAGUUGAGUCUGGCUUAACCAUUCCACUUUUCUCCCUCUUUGAAACCAUCUGACUUCCCUUUACCUCCAGCUUCAGGCACAGCGUUAAACAGCAAGAUGGGGAAUAGCCAGUUUAGCAGUAAUUUUAGACGUCUUUGUGUUUUACUCCUCACAUGUGCAAGAGGGAAAUCCUGUAGGACAUUUUCAUGUUCACGUCUCAUUAAAAUGAAUGGGUUCUCUGCAAAAGUAGUCCUUUUCUUGGCAUAAAUGAACUUCCUCUUGGAUUGUGUCCACUGUCUUCUACUUAACCAUAAUAUUAUAUUAUUCCAUUCUGUUCUAAUAUAUUAAUAUUAUUCUACUUAACCAUAAUGUUCUAAUUACCCAUAAUGUUAACAAUGAGGGAAGGUUUAUUGAUACCAUGUAGAGAGUAGUGAGAAAAUAAUCCUUGAAGAGAGGGCCCCAGUCUUGCAUCAGGAUAUUUUGCCUGAUGGACCAAUCGCAGAAAAGAUCCACUCUAGCAGGUUUUCUCAUGGAACUCUGUUCUCACACAUUGAUGCUGAUUCUAUAAGAGUAGUCUACUUUCUUAGAAUGACAAAUGCCAUAUUGGUUUUAUUUUUGCAACAGAUUUUUAUUAUUAAGUCCAACAGGUGGUUUGUGGUUAAUAAAUAUCACAUGUUUAUUUGGUUCGUCAACUAAAAUGCUUGCUGCUGACUGACUCACACACAGUUUGUCACACACAGUUUGUUCAGAUUCUUCCAUUUUUGUAAAUCUGAUCAUCAUAUGAACUGCAACAACUAAGAACAGCCUCCAUGAAGCACUUCUGUUGAUAGUAUUGUACAGUGUUGUUAAGGAGAAAAUAAGAUACAUUACUGGGGGAAAAGGAAACAAAAUGUUGAAAUUUCUCAAAUGUUGUUUCCCUGGACAGACUGUCUUCAUGGACUCUAACAUUUAGCAAGGCUAGUUAUAGGGACAACAUAUAGCAUUGUCUGUGAAUCAAUAUGCUCACAGAGCUGAAAGCAGACAUGGAAGGUAGUUGUAUUGAUUCACAGGCAGUUGUAUACAGUAUGCUUUUCACUCUAACUAGGUUUGUGAGAUGUCAGAACUCAUAGCAGUCUUGUUUUUCUACCACAAAAGCCUGAAUCAAAGGCCACUGACAGAAUGGCUGCAGCUUCUGGCCAGAUCACGUCAACAAAUGUUCCUGCUCCAAAACCUCGAUAAAAUGUGAUUCCAGGUGUGUGUGGUUGGAAAGUUUCUAAACUUCUCAUUUAUCUAAUUAGGAAAUACCGUUUAGCAGACAAGAGCAAACAUUUGGUUACUUCUAUUUGACAAUGACACCUAGGAUUGGUUUAACAUAUUACAAAAUAUAACAGAUAAAGCUUGUCUUUGAAUUUUUUUAAUGUGCUCAAAAUAAGUUCCUUUCUGCAUAAUGCUUGCAACUUCUAAACUGUUCUAAGGAACAUAUUCUUUUUCUGUAGGUAUAUGGAAUUCUUUCCUGCACCUUCAAACAUUACUACAGACUUCCUUUUUGAGAAGAGUGCUAACUAUUUCCAUUCUGAAGAAGCCCCAAAACGAGCAGCUUCUUUGAUUCCCAAGGCAAAAAUCAUCACCAUUCUCAUUGAUCCAUCAGAUCGAGCAUACUCCUGGUAUCAGGUAGAAGAUUUAAGAAUUAAUUCAGGUUCUAGAUUAAUAUAUGAUAAAGAAUUUUGGGUUGCUUGUUUUAGCAUAUGCACCUCUAUUUUAUUUUGAAGGACAAAGCAUUAUUUGAAUUAAGCCUUUCUUAACAAGUCACCACACAAUCCUAGGUAUGACUACUCAUAAAUAAGCCCCAUUUAUUUCAGUGUGUUUAUUCCUAGGUAAAUGGGAUUAAGAUUUCAGCAUCAUUUCUUAAUCUAUAGGUUUGGUUUGGAUUGGACUGCUGGUAAAGACUGGUGAUCCAUUCCUUUAAUUCUCAUAAGUUUAUUAUAGUAUACUUUUCUAUUAUGAUAUUAUUUUCCCUUAUGGCUAGUUUCUUAUAGAAUUCAAUACUGUCCUAGAAAUUUAGAAAGCUGCCUUGUAUUAAGUCAGAUUAUUGGUCCAUCUAGCUCUUCAGGGUCUCAGAACAGUGCCUUUACUAAUCCUACUUGAAGAUUCCAGGGACUGAGCUUUGGUGUGGUGUGACAAGCAGCAACAGACUGCUUCAGCUGAAGAUUUGAUGUGUCCUACAAGAGUCAAUGGAUGUCUCUGGCCUGCCUGUCCCUCAAGCUUCUAUUGCCUUAUUACUAAUUGUAUAGAUAACUGCUCAAGUUUUCUAGCUGCUAAGCUUAUUAACAAUAAUAGUCCAAGGAACAGAGUUAUCUGACUGUCAUUGGCAUAGGCAGUCACUGGUAUAGUCAUACUACACACUGUUUCUCAUUGCUGAGAUGGUGUUUUUAAAAUAUUUUAUUUUUAUCAUUAAUAAGAAUAACAUUACUACUGCUAAACCUAUAUUCAAGUCCCUGGGUAAAGGACUAAUUGUACCCUCCUAGAAUCCAAAUAUGGUCAUUUCUCAACAAAGUAGCUCAUCAAAUGGGUUAGCUCUAAAAGCAAUCAAGGAAAGAUGUUAGUGUUAGCUUCUUCCCACUUUUACAUGGGAAAUUAAAGUGAGGGACAGUUAAUUAACAACAAAAAUUAUAUUGAUUAUUUUGUGCAUACCCUAUUAGUGUUUUACCCAAAGUAAUCAACAAUGUAUCCUUACUGGAAUUAGUUUUUCAUAUAUUUCAUCUGUCCAUUUUCUAUAAAAUUCACAAUUUAGCAUUGUCAAGCAGUUAAAAUUAAAGAAGUAUCCUUUUAAGAGUAGAAGCUGGCCAUUCUGCUAUCCAUUUGCAUUACUUCAAUAUUUUCCCCUCCAGCACCAGCGAUCACACAAAGACCCUGCAGCUCUAAAGUUUACCUUCUAUCAAGUGAUCAGCGCUGGACAUCAUGCUUCAGCAGAGCUUAAGGCUCUUCAAAAGAAAUGUCUAGUACCUGGAUGGUAUGCUACCCAUAUAGAAAGAUGGCUAACUUACUUUCCACCUUAUCAGGUAAAUAUUUACUCCCUCUCUACUACCUUGUGAAAUGUUGAUCUUCAUGGUAGGCUGUUUCAAAAUCAUUUUGGCAACUGUCUGAGCCGCAAAAUAUCCAGGGGCUUCUUCCCUAAAAGUUAGAAGAAUAGUACAACCCAUGCAUUCAUUGGAAUGAUGUACCGCAGUAUUUUUUUCUUAUUUUAAGGUUCUUUCACUUUCUGUCCUAUCUUAAGUCCCACUAUGACCGUAGUAGUGACAGGCAGGGCCUGCUAAAUGAGGUUUCAUGUGAUAAGUCACUGUCAAUCUCUUUGUUGCUGUUGUUUUGCGGUUUCCUGCUAAGAUGCUGCCUGAUUUGCAGGGUAAGUGGCUUACAUGGUCAAUCAACUUAAAAAUAACUCAGCUGCUUUACCUCCUAGAGCCCCUUGCUCAUUCAUAGUGGUCCAAGAGGAUAACAAGCAAUUAAAGAAUGGCACACACCCAAAAAACUGUUUCCUGUUCUGCUUCUGAAUUUAACUGUCACCAGACUGAAUGAUAUUAAGAAAAAGAAGAUAUACAUAUGUUUUAUAUCUUGCUUUUGUUUUCAAAGCUACAUUUGAUAGCAUUUUUCAGGGCAAACCAUAGUUCUAAUUAAUCUGGGUCAAGAUCUUUAUUUCUCUACCAUCACUAGUAUUCCAAGCAGCUUCCAAUUUAAUAUCAUUUCAGAUUUAAUUAGUGAGCCAUUUACCUCACUCCUAGAUCAUUAAAAGUGGUGAUAAAUAUGAAUGGAUUUAUUACUGAUCCCCGGGGCACCUCAGUUCCUCUUAAAGACUGAGCUUUGCGUAUGUGAAAAAAUGUUUGAAGUCUGACAUAUAAUGAAUUUUAAAUACAGUAUUCACAGUUGACUUUUCUACCCCCCCCCCAGUUACUAAUUAUUGAUGGACAGCAGCUGAGAAAUGAUCCAGCUAUCGUGAUGGACGAAGUGCAGAAGUUUCUGGGAGUUACUCCUCAUUAUAAUUACUCAGAAGCCCUAACGUGAGUUAAUUCAUUGAUUUAUUUAACACAGUUUGCAUAGUAUGAUAAAAGUAAGAACUGCAAUAAGGAGCCAGUUUGGACACUAGUAUCUCAGAUUAACAAGCCAAGAUAUGAGUAAGCAUUUUUCCUAUGCACACAGUCUCUUCACAUAAGUUGUAAUUAAAGUAGGAAGUCCAUAAGUAACCAUAGCUUCCCAUUUUGUUUGAACUGGGGAGCAACUGGUUGCCACCUUUUGAGUAAGUUUGACUCAGCUUGAAACCAUUGAAGACUGCCUUGUAAAUACACUAGCUCACAUGUUGUUUUUUGCUAGCCUACUAAGGGGCUAGUGGACUGAUUUCAUGCUAGCCAUAGAGGGAAAGCCUCCUCCUCCAUGUGCUGUAUAUGAAAGCCAACCUGUCAACACAGUUGGCAGAAAGCAUUUUUAUUAGCUUGUUAAUAAAAAUGCUUUCUGCCAACUGUGUUGACAGAGAGGGACAAAGCUGAGGAAUUGUGACUUUCCUUCCACCUCAGACUGGCAGAGAAGAGAUGGAGAAAUCCAGCCCGUCUCUCACUAACUCACCAGCGUGGAAUUCUGUGCACUUGCUACUUACUGAUACCUGGUGGCUUGCUAAAUACCAAGUUGUUUUAGAAUUCUGGCUUGUUCCAAACUUCCUGGUUCAGAAGAAACAAGAAAUUGUGGUUUAUUUGAGCCUUUUUAAUUUGCUUUAAUUUGUUUUAUUUACAACCCAUGCAAAGGGUCAGCAUAUACAGGCAGAAAGCUGGCUCACAAAACAAAUUGUCUUAUUAAGUCAAGACAUGAUCAUCCGAACCAGCUCACUGUUUCUAAUUUUAGAAAUAUGUGGGUUUUUAAAAGCCUCCCCCCCCCAUUUAAUUCCCAUGGAUAAAUAUGUACUCAUACAUGACCUUAUGACAUCACGAUUUCCUUUCGGGAGUGGAGGUGGGAACAACCCAGCUAAUUCACAAUAAUCCUGUUCGCUGUACACAACCACUGGGAAGAAAAUUAUUUCUGUAAAUCUUACUUUAAACAUGCAUAUGGUGAACCACUUUAGAACAGUCAAGACACCAGACAGAAAAAACAAGGACUGUUCUCUAUAAAUUGGUUCUGCUUUUGAAUGGAUAAGUGGAACGCCUUUCCAUCUCUUUGCUCAGCAGCAGAAGAUUCACUAUCCAUAAGCAGCAAGGACAGAAGCUGCUUUUCUUUUUAUUUGAUUAGAAAGGCACAACAAUGCCAGUGUCAGGGAUACAGGACCCACUGUGUAUAUAAUAAAUAGUCAUGUACACAAACCAUUUUGAUUCAAACAUUUAUUCACUUGCCCUUAAAAUGAGAUUGAUAACCUUAGUCUGCUCUUUUGUAUGAAAUCUCAUUGUCUGUUUUCAUAAGAAGCUCUCAAAAAAGAAUAGUGUUCAUUCCCAGACAGUUCUCUAUUUAACACCUCUUAGUCAAUUGUGCUGUUCUUUUUUUGUUGAGUAUGUGGCAAAAAACCCCGACUUUAUCUUCCAUGAGAUAAAGUCAAGUGCAUUGUAAAGACAUAAUGGAUCAAAUUCACCCCUAGAGUAAUUCUAUUGAGCUUUCAGCCUCUUUUACACCAUACUGCUUGACCUGGAUGCUGUGAAUUAUUCCCAUCUGCAUCUAAUUCCAGUGCAUGCUUUUCUUUCCUGUCUACUCUUGUUUGCGAACAAUGAUUUGUUAAAAGAUUUCUAUUUAGGGUUACUUGUUCACUUAAAUGAUCUGAUACAGCUCUCAUAAAAGUACACUCUGAAUUUAUUUAACCUUGGGUGUCUUCUUUUCUUUUUCCAUGCAGUUUAUAUAAGCUGGUGAAUAUUAAUCUUUGCUUAAACCACCAGCACCCAAUAUUUUGGACAAGUGUGCCACAUAUGAAGUCCAGAGUAUGACAUAGUGCCUCUCUAUUGUGCACUACUGUGCCGUAAUAAUUCACCCCGUGCCUUGGGGUAGUGAAAACAGUCGACUUUUUAAAAGAACUAAACAAAUUCAUGGCAGAUGCUAUUAAUUAACUACUAGUCAUAAUGGCCUUAUGUUACUUCGGGUAUCAUAUGCAGUAUGUCUCUGAAAACCAGUUCUGGAGCGCUAUUGCAUUCAUGUCCUGCUUGAUGGCUUCCCAUAAGCAUUUGGCUGGCCGCUGUGAGAACAGAACAUUGCAUUAGACAAGCUUUUGAUCUAAUCUAGCAAGACUCUUCUUAUAUUCAUGCAAACAUUGUCCCUCCCAGAAAACGGGCAUGGAUGGCACAGGGGGAGCCAUCACAUGGGCUCCUCACAUUGAACCUGGAAUUUCCUAUGUUACUCUCAUAGUCUGUGAAGGAAGAACAUUGUAAUGACUCCCACACUAGAGAUGUUAAUGGGCCUCAGUAUUCUAAAGAAGGAUAGGUAGAAACAAUGAAACAGAACAAAUGAUAUUCAUGUUUCUGAGAACUGGUGCACAUUAACCUCAGCUAUGGCUAUGGAAUCCAUGCAGUUGGUUACCCAAGCCGCAAAUACAAUAGUUCUGUUUGAAUAUUCCUGUAACGCAUCUUUUGACAGGUAAACUGUCCUUUUUCACACACAAAAAGAAAUCCCAUAAUGCAUUUGCAGGGGAUCACACAGCACCAUAUUUGAAAGACUGCACCUCAUGAAAUUUUAUUGAAGUCCAAGAAACUAAUGGACAUGUUACCAUUAUUGUUCCUUCUUCCAUGUAAAAGAUGAUGAGUGCUCAGUGGUGUCACCUUUCUUUGAGGGAGCAGCAAGGAAGUGCUUCAUCAGCAUGUGGUGGCAGUGGAUGAGUCCAUUAAUAAUGCUUCAUUUAGAGGUCAUCAUAUGAACUAGCUCUCAGUUUAUGGAGAAAAGGCAACAAUGCAAUAUGGCUUGUAUUUCACUUUUCCCCCCCACACGCAGAAUGAUGUUAUUCAUUGUAUCUAAAGGCAUUAUAUGUUUCAGGUUUGACUCACACAAGGGCUUCUGGUGUCAACUCUUAGAAGAAGGAAAAACAAAAUGUCUUGGGAAGAGCAAAGGCAGAAAGUACCCUCCAAUGGAUUCUGAGGUAAACUCUUAUCAGUUGUGCUGUGGAUAAGAUCCAGCCAAACAUAACAUACUUCAGAGUGAUUUCAGUGAAAGAAACCUUAAGUUUAUACUUAACUCUUCCCUUAAGAUGAAUGGGACUUAACAACUUAGGUUGAAUUGUAAUGUACCCAGUAUGCCAUUUACUUCAUUUGCAGUUCAUCCAUAUGGAUUGUUGUAAAAAUUUGCAUAUUUUUAUUUAGAACUAAGUUUCUCAGCAAAAGCACACAAAAGCUAUUGUCAUAUGCAAUGUCUUGAUUAUUCAGAUUUUUGUGUUACUUGAAAAGGACCAGAAUGUUAAUUAAAUUUAUCCUGAAUUUAGUUAAUUUAUUCCUAAAUUUGUUAGGAAUCCUCUUUAUCUCAGGUGCACAAGUCCUGUUUCUCAAAUGAAGAUAUGAACACUUAUAUGCAUGAGGUGGAGCCUUGGUUGGACUUUAGGAUUCAAGCACCAGGAAGGGGCAGAGGAUAAGGACCUCAGGGUCACAAACACAGACACAAGGCACAGGGGAAAAUUUGCUCAUUAAAUGCUUGGCUUAACAUCAUAGAUACAACAUUAGGGGUAACUCCUCCACAUAAAUCAUCCUAAAUGAUUCUGUAAAACUACCUCAUAUUUCAGAUCUCAGUCUUGCAGGUUGUUGGAAAAAAUGAAGAAUGUUUAUUUAGUUACAGCAUUUAUACUUUCCCCUUUAGCCAAAAGGACUCUGAAAGCAGCUUACAAAAAUUGGUUCUAAGACGGUCCCUAUCCUCAGGCUCACAAUCUAAAAAGACAUGGCACAUCAGGGGGGAAAGGAAUGAGAGGGAAGAGGGGUAAACAAGCUCAGUCACAAGUUCUUAAAAUUACAGUUCUUAAAGUUACAACCAAUGUCAGUGGCAAUUCUGUCUGAUUUCUCCUUGAUAGGGCAGCCAUUCCCCUAAAGCACUCUUCACCCCAGAUCAGAUCCCUAUCAAUAUGGUAUGCUGCAGCCCUUAAGAAAUUGAUGCAUUGAAAGAUCUUUUAUGUGGUAUAUUUACAAAUAAUUGGAUAAAUGUUCACAUUUAUUCAUAAAUGAUUAAAGUGUGAUCAGAGAGGAGUGGGAGACUUUUAGUUUUUAUUCACAAACAUGGUUUUACAAUAAAGCUCACUACCAUGUAGAGAAUAUCUUACACGAUAUCACAUGGAUAUUUUAUUGACUAAGUAGAAUGGCUCUACAAAUUCAGGAAAGACACUGAAAUUGUUCCAAUACUCUAAAACUAGAUUACGGUCUAGCCAAUCAAGCUAGAUCCAUUACUACUAUUUAACCUAGUGAUGUGGACAAAAGAUUUGUGAUUGCUUAGGACAGGAAGCCAAUAUAGUACCCCUCCACACCCCAUAUGUUGGUGAAUUACAGUUCCCAUCAUCCUUUACCUUUGGCCAUAACAACUGGGGCUGUUACUGUAGUCAGUGACAUCUUGACAGCAUUACUCAGCUACUCCUGCUUUAGGACUACUAAAAUGAUCCAGGAUAAGUGAAGUAUACUAUCACACGUUAAAAUUCUUUUUCCUCUAUCAGGUGCAUACUCAAGCUCAUUAAAUGUGAGUUAGUCUUGAACCACCCUACAGUCACAAUCAGGAAAAGUGGGGGAAAGGUGAUACAGGAUUAAGAUUGCACUCAUAGUACAAAUAUGUUAUCCUCUAAAAUGGAUAUGUGCCCCUCCAAAUAUUGUUGGGGCAGUAUCCAACGAAGUAGUUUCAUUUGUACUUCUGGCAGCACAACAGAACUUCCUCUCCCUCUCUUCUCCCCCAAGCUCCAUAAAUCUGUUCUGGGGGUUCCCCCAACCUUUAGACUCUAACUCCCACAGCCACAGCCAACAUGGCAAUAGGCAGGGGCUUGAGAAUCGUAGUCCAGUGGCAUCUGAAGGACCACAGGUUACCUACCACCUGUCUAGCUCCAGGACCAGCAGUUUGUCCCAUCCUGAGAGGUUGUUGUGGAAAGAGGAGGACUCGCUAGGAUUAGAGCACUAUUGUAGUCUCACAGAGAAGGCAUGGGAGCAUUGAAUCUCUUUGGUAACAAAUCCUGUAGCCCUUAGGACUCCUUCUCAGAGACUCUAAUACUGCCUUAAGCUUUUGAAAAAGGUUCUGCAAGUGCAGCUCCAAAUGCUGGAAAUGGAAGCUGUGUGUGCAGGAAACAUUUUUCUGUGUAGUGUCAUUAGAUGGGUUAAAUUGUCUGUGCCUUAAGUAAUUCAAUUGCUGAUACUUAGUUCCAAAUGUGAUUUACCAAAAAAAAAAAAAAAUGGAUUGAGUUCAGAUCAAGAUAAAGUAAAUUGGAAGACAAAAUACUAUACACACUGUAGUAUUUCCCCAAAUAAAAUGUUGGUUUUUGUAUCCCUCAGUGCAGGGUUUUUCUGUCAAGCUACUACAGAGAUCACAAUGUGGAACUCUCAAAGCUUCUACACAAAUUGGGACAACCCCUUCCAUCAUGGCUGAGACAGGAGCUACAAAAAGUGAGAUAGCAUUGGGGAAAAUGCUUCUAGAGAGAGCUCUUCUUCACUUCAAGUAUAAUCAGACCUAAAGUCUCUAGUAGCUACAAGAAAGCUGUUGGGAAAUCUGUCUCUUCAAGAGAACAAAAAUGUGAGGCUUGUGCCGUAUGCUGGCAAGUGGACUGUGAAAGUGUGUGCACUUGUGUCUCUGGAAGUGCAUGGCAUUUCAUUACUAUUUCUGGUUUCAUGGAGAUUUCAUAGGGAAGGUCAUAUGGGCCAGCUCCCACUUAUUUCAUUGGGGCUGGCACAAGAGAACUUCUAGUGGGUUGUGCCUAUAACUUGCUGUGCAAAGGUGGAAAUAAAAAGCAACUGGCCUAGGUUUAAAAACAACAAUAUACAACUGUCCAAAAUCAAAAUAAAUAUUUACAAUUUUAUAUAUUAUAUUCAUAUCAGUUUACGAAUAUUGUGUCUCAUGUCAGUUUUGUAACCCACUGUCUGCCUGCUGAGGUUUCUUAUUGUUUGAUUACAAUGCUGUGUCUUUUUUAAAAUGAGAAAAUACGUAGCACAAAAUGCCAGGUGUAUUCCCCCUUUGCAAUCUGAUUCAAAGCACUGAACUAGGUUUUUUUAAAAGUCAGUUUAUGUCGUUUAGAAAUACAACAUAGGUGGGGAAUGCAUCAUAGUAUUCAAAGAAAUGAUAUGUAUUUGAGUUGGCUGGCUGAAACCUUUCACCUCAAUUCACUGAACUGGGAGUUGCUGUAGCAUUGUGGAACCUGUCCCUUCCUGAACAGAUGACUGAUGGAAGAAGUGCUGCAGAUGCUCUGCUUGUAGAUCAGCAUCAGAUGUGCAUGUCCAACCAGGGAUAUUUAAGAUAUUUAAGAUUUUCCCGAAGUACAGAAGAUUCUCCCAAAUCACAGUCUUACACAUUCUAGUCACCUUUUACUGCAUCGGGGUCUUCGGCCACUGCAGGAAAAAUACUUAGGCGUAAUUUGCAAGGCUUUGAUUGUUUCGCUUGAAUACCACAAACAAAAACCCUUACAUUGUUGAAGCAAAGAAUUCCAAAAUAAUUAAAUCCAAACUUGUAAAAUAAUUUUUCAGGUUCACAGGAGUAAAAAAUCAUGUCAGAGAAAAUAAUGGUGUUGUUUUUAAAAAAUUCAUAUCCUUUUUUUAGUCAGCCUUUUGCCACUAGCUAAGCUGAUUUCCCAUCCCAACUUCCCCUCCUCCUGCCUAAAAUUGGAAAAGAUUCCACUAAUUCACUAGUCCUACAUCAGACGGAGAAAGUGGCAAGUAGCAUACUCAUAUCUGAUUUGCUUUAUUUACAUCAUUACGUGUUCUACAUGCUUUGGAUUUCUUAGGUACUAUAUUAUGCAUUUCUUUAGUAUUUUCAAAAUGAACAGAUUCACAAGCUAUGGAAAGACAUUUGGAGGGAAUAUCUGCAGUUAAGUUAAUACAACAAAUUAAUCAAAAUUAUUUUUUAAGGAAUGAACAUUAUGCUGCUGGCCUAAAAAAAUUAUGAACACAGUUAACUUUAAAAACCGAUGAUGAAAUUUCUGAAAGCAUGUAGCUCUGAUAAUUAAUAUUUUACAACACUAUAAUGACUAAAUGUGUAGCAAAGCUAGACAAUAUUAUGAACCAAGUUUACUCUAUUGAUAUUUGGCUCAGGGUGCUUUAAAACUAAAUGGCUAGAUCUCUAACCAAAUAUAUCAAAAUAUUAGAUAUAAGACAGUAAUUAUGCACCAUUAUUUUCAUUACCGUUUACUGGAUGUAGCAUCACCCAGCCAAGGUUAAGCACUGUUCAGUCCCAAUUAUUUUAAUGGAAAGCUGCUCACAUGCUUAAAUGUGCUUGGAGCCCCCAAUUUAGGAAGCACUACAUUAAUAAGGAAAUCUUUUAAGCCAUUAGUCCUACUCCUUACCUUUUUGUUAAGUAAAGCAAUAAACUGAGUGCAAAUGGCCCCUUUAUUCAAUAUAGAAAUAACAAGAGCUCAAACUUUGUCAUUACCAUUUUAUGAACAAAUAUACAAUUGUACUUGAACAACCACAUGUAUGCAGUAUCCUUUCCAUUUGUGAACGAUUCUCUGCAAAAGAGUGCUUUCUUUCUUCCUUAUCCUGUCAUACAAAGCUAUAAUAGGUUCCUCCAAUCUACUGGUUUUCAAACUUUUGCUUGAUAAAUAGAAGCUUGGCAUUACUCAAAGAAAGAUCUUUAGUGGCAGGCAAGUGUCCUUGAAAGAUAGUUUGCUAACCACAACCAAUCUUCUGAAGCAAAGUGCUGGUUUUAGGCUGCAAUCCUAUACCCACUUACCUGUAAGUCUCAAUAGAGCUACUUUUGAGUACACAUGUAUAGGACUGCACUGUGAAAAAUCCAAAAAUUCAGGUAGGCAUUUUAUACCUCCCACUAGUUUAAAUGACUGCACAAACAAAUGCCAGAAUAAAUUCCAGCAUAAAAUCUUUACAUAUUUACUUUAACAUAGUUCUUGUGAAAACUCAUGGAAGUGACUUUGAAAGUUGGCUAUCUGAAACAGCUGUGUCAAUAAAAACAACAACAGUGUGAUUAUUUACAGGACAUCAUUAUUAAAGGUACACACACAAAAAGGGAAACAAACAAUGAAGUAAACCAAGCAACCCAUGCAGUUACACAUGGUUCUGCUGCAGUAUUUGCCCAGUACUACACAUGAGAAAAUGAGGAGUGGAACUAAUCUUCAAAAUAUAUUGUACAGAUUAUCCUUAUUAUUGCUGGAAAAUGUGAAGCUUCCUCAGGAAGAAUAAAAUAGGUAUUUCAGUGUUUAUAAAUGUAAUAUUCUUCUCAUUCACAUUGAAUGAAAAUUGCUGGAAAUGUUUUUCUCAAAUUUUUUAAAAGAAAAUAAAACUAGACAUUAUUCUGAUAGUGGCAUGAUUUCUGCUGUGCAACAAUAAACUCUGAUAAAAAACAGCCUCUCCACAUUGUAGUGACUUUAUUCUAAUGCAGUUUCUUUUACUGUUUGACAUCAAGUUACAACGUACUAUAGAAACAGCUGCCUCGGAGAGAUUUUUUAUUUUUUUUGAAGUUGCCUGCUGUUUCUAUGUUAAUAACAUUAUUCUGAGGGGCUCUUUGUUUUACUGCCUUGUCAUUUUACUAUCUUUGAUGGCAGAAUUUUUCAAGUGUGCUACAGUUACACAUCCAUAGUAUUACAGUAAAGGGAAGCAAUACAGAAGUCAAUAAAAGUUACUUAGAACAGUGAUAUACCAUACUGAAGAAAGCCCAGCAUUUUAACACUAUUAAAAGUGAUAGGGAGAACAGCCUGGUGUUUUCCAAACAAUUUAGUUUUUGACAGCACAGCACAGGAAAGCGCCAUAGCUCAGUAGCAGAAUGCAUGUAGAAGGCUCCAUUUCCACUUAAAAGAAAUACAGUGGUACCUUGGUUCUCAAACUUAAUCCAUUCCAGGAGUCCGUUCAACUCCCGAAACUGUUCAAAAACCAAGGUGUGGCUUCCGAUUGGCUGCAGAAGCUUCCUGCACUCUAGCGGAAGCCGCGUUGGACGUUCAGCUUCCAAAACGUUGGCAAACCGGAACCUUACUUCUGGGUUUGCGGCAUUUGGGAGCCGUCUGUUUGACAACUAAGCCAUUUGAGAACCAAGGUACCACUUUAACUUGUGUGACGCUGCUGAAAACACCUCCCCAGUAAAAUCAAACGUGAUAACGCUGCAAGUUAUAGCAUGCCCCCACUCCAUUUCAUUGGCUGUUGGUUUAGCUUAUAUUCCAAAAACAUCUGCUUUUGGCCUGAGGUCACAAUACUGGGAAAGACCCCAUCCACUAUUGCUCAGGGUAGGCCAGGUAAUACAGAUGAAUGUUUCGACAGGCAAACUGCUCAAAACUAGUUUCCAACCCUAUAAAACUAUGUGUACCUAUGAAGAACUGCCACCUCUGGAUGGUUAAAUGAGCAAAGCCACAUGGAUGUAUCCAGUCCAGCAAUUAUUUGCACCAUCUAUUACUGAUAUUUACAUGCAGAAAGAAGCAGUCCAUAUCACAGAAGAUCUACUACUACUUGAUCUCCACAGCCUGGGUCUUUUAUGCAAAAUCAUGUAGCCUGUGUACAUUUUGUCUAUCUUAAUAGCCUCUGCUCUUAACUUCCUUCUUUAUAUUAUUAUUUAUGUCUCUCCUUGGCAUCAAAAAAGCCCUGCUCAAAUUGUAUUAAGUCAUAAGUAAAGACAUUCAUGCAAUUCCCAUACAAAUUCCUGAUUUCCACGGAUCUUUGUUGAAGUAUUGGUGUUUGGGAUUCUCACCCACAAUCUGUGUGGCAGUUCAGGUUUUUAUAUUAUUUCAGUACAAUGGAACAAAAUCCUUAAGUCAAAUAAUGGGAACUCUCCAGUGGCACCCCCACCCUAAAUUUUCCACUCUGAGGAAGGCUGUUCCUUAGUAUGAGGCAUUAUUCUGCCACGGCAAAUACAGUGGUACCUCGGGUUACAGAUGCUUCAGGUUACAGACUCCGCUAACCCAGAAAUAGUUCCUUUUGGUUAAGAACUUUGCUUUAGGAUGAGAACAGAAAUCGUGCUCUGGCGGUGCGGCGGUAGCGGGAGGCCCCAUUAGCUAAAGUGGUACCUCAGGUUAAGAACAGUUUCAGGUUAAGAACAGACCUCCAAAAUGAAUUAAGUUCUUAACCCGAGGUACCACUGUACUGCUUAAGGAGUAGUAAGUCGUUAAAACUGUAACAACGUACUACUAUUUAACCUUAAAUAGCAUUUGCCAAUGUCGCUGCUACUCUUUUGGGCCAACAUUCCAAUCUUGGGACCUCCCUGGGGGGGGGGGGGAGAGGUACUUGGGUGGCAAAGCUUAAGUUCUUUUAUUUAGUGUAUGCUUGGGGUUUUUCUGUCAGCGUCACUUGCAGAAAUUCUCUUUCUAUUCGUUUGUUAUGUUUCCUUGGUGGUGAGAGAGGUUGGGGUGGCCUAGGGUGUGGUUGAUCGUCUUUGGCUGGCUGCAGGGGAUUUGUUUGUGUGUGGGUGAGGGGGGUUGUCGGGUUAAGUUAGUCAUAUUGAACCGAAUGCUGUCAGUUGGUUAUGAGCUCUUUCUAGUGUGAGUGGGCAUUGUUAUCUCGGAAGGUGUUCAGUAGGGCCAGUUCUGGGGUGACUUCUAGUACCUGUUUAUUUGGCUUAUUUCUGGUAUGACCGCACACACUCCUUUUCUGACUGGAUCCUCGAUUACUUGGUUUGGUGGGAUCUGCUGGUUCAGACACAGCAUAUGUCUGAGAAGGCCCCACGUGGGAUCAUGGUGAGGAAGUGCGAGGAAAAAACUGUUGUGACAUUGCUUUCUUUGGCAACUUGGAAGCUGUGGUGGGAUCCAGAAACGGCAACCUGGAGCCCCACUGACCACUUAACUGCUCUCUUCUCCAUCAGCUUGGGAGCUUUUUCUGAGACGCUUGCAGGGUAUGAUAGCAUCCUUUGUCGUCUGAACAUCUUUAUCAAGAUGCUAACAGAUCUGCCUGCCUUUGAUCAGUUGUGCUUCAAGGGAAGCUCACCAGUCCUCUGAUUCUUUAAUAUUUUCCAGCCCAGAUAGAGGUUAACCAAAGGAUCUCACGAUAGUCAUCUCCAUGCAGGAGCAAGGAAGCAUAGGAGAAACCGAUGCACCACAAGAGCAUAUUGGAUGGGAUGGCUUUAAAGAGGGCUAGACAAUUGCAUGGAGGAGAGGCCUAUCAAAGGCAACUAGCCGUGAUGGCUAUGCUCAGCCUCCCGUGCUAGAGGGAGCAAUGCUUCUGAAAAGCACUUGCUGGAAGCCACAGAUUCCCCAAACGUGUUUCACAAGGACCCCUUCCUUCCCUCUGCCCCAGUACCUGAAGGUCGUCACGUCUCUCCAUGGAUUUGGCCAGAACAAAGUAUAUGUUGGGGGAAAGCUCCCUCCCUGCAAAGAAAAGGGAGGAAUCAGCAGGUGCCUGGCUUCCAGCCAUGCUAGCACCAGUCUGGUGCAUGAGGGUGGGGGACACGGGAAGGAAGCAUUCCUAUAGUAUAGGGCACUCAAUUGGCAUUUCCACCUACCUGAACUCUAAGCCUUUCCCCCUUUUGUUCUGGCCUCUCUCCCAAGGAAGAUGCAAGCUCUUGCUGGAAGCCACCUGUGGGGAGAGUGUUCCUAUGUUUCAGAAGCAUCUUUUUGUUCCUUUAGCUGCUUGAUAUAGUCAUAGAAUGGCAGGGUUGGAAGGGAAUCCAAGGGUUAUCUAGUCUAACUCCCGGCAAUGCAAGGAUCCUGUCCACAGCCAGUCCUGGCUGGGCUCCGAACUCCAGCCUUCUGGUUACCAUUGCAAUUCUGCAUGGGGUGGAGAAAGGGGAGAGAGAAAUGUGUUGCUUACACUCUCAUAACACUGAUAUGAGAUCCACACCAUACAGCCCUUUCAAUAACUAAAGUCUAAAGGGCUGUGACAUGGAGGAUGGAGCAAGCUUGUUUUCUCCUGCUUCAGAGGCCCUUAGGGCCUGAAGCAGUGACUCACCUUCCUUGGAGGUUUUUAAGCAGCACUUGGAUGGCCAUCGGCCAUGGAUCAUCUAGUUGAGAUUCCUUCAUUGCAGGGGGUUGGACUAGAUGACCCUCGCGAUCCCUUCCAACUCUACAAUUCUAUGAUACUAUGUUUUAAAGAGCAUCCAAUGUGCCUUUAAAGCACAUGACUUCCCCUGAAAUGAUUUGUGCCAUUGUGGCUUCCCUCUCACAGACCUACAAUCCCCAGAACCCCUAACAAACUACAAUUCCCAGGAUCAUUUGGGGGGAAGACAUCUGCUUUUUAGAACAGGGAUGGAGAACCUGCAGUUUGCUCACCCCCAUUUUUUAGAAAGCCAGGAAUGGGAAGCUCAAGUGCUUCUAACAGUAUGGUUAUAGGGGAGCAGCAUGGAUAAAAUAUUGAAUGUAAUAGAGUUAUUAAGGUAAUUGUAUCAGAAUUAUUAUGGGAAUAUUAAGGAGGGGGAAGAGAGAUUUUGGAAUUCUGGUGGUGAGUGAUGAUUGGAUGAUGGUUUGAAAGGGAGUUUGAAUGUGAGGCAGUUGAGAGUCAGUUGAGAGCAGUGGGUUGUGGAGCGGGUGGUUGGGCAACUAACUAUACAGUUUAGGAUCAGUAGUCUAGUCGUCCUUGUUGUAGUAAAGCAGCAUAUAAGAUAAAGAGAAUUUGAGGCCAUAAGUCUCAUUUAGUGAGGGUGCAAUACCUAGGAUCUGGACCAAACAUUGAUAUUUUUUGCUCUUUUCUAGUUUCAUAGGUUUAUGUUCUGGUUCUAAUGAUGUAAUGGGGUGGGGGCUCUUUAAAUAUUGGGGGCUGCUACACACUCCUUUUCUUCUUUAAAAAAACAAUAAUUUCCCCUCGCUUUCAAAAGCACAUGCAUUGUUUCUAUUAUGUUUAAUGUAUGUAGAGUUUGGUGUCAAACACCGCCACCCGACGCCACCCCCAUCCAUCUUCCCUCUCUCCAUCCCCCCUUUCUUUUUUCUUUCUUUUUCUUCUCCCCCUAAUGCCUCAACAAAUGAAACAGAUUUGUAAAAAUUUUACAUGUAAAAAAAAAAUACAAGGCAUUACACUUACUUCUGUAAAACAAGAAAAUCCUUAAUAAAAUAUUUUUUUAAAAAAAAUAAAAAAUAAAGGGGGGAAAGCACAUGCAUUGUCUCUUUCUUCAGGUUCUUCAGUUACAUUUGUUUUGAGACAUUGGUGUUAUAUGCAGUGUAGGGUUGGGAAGAAAAGAGAGAGCAGCAUACUGUCAGCAGAAGUCGCUGGAGAGCCUUGGAUGAAAGGAAGAAGUGAUCUGUGCAGAAGUGAGGCUCACGGGGAAGCAGCAAUGGCUCUGUGUCAGGCAGCACAAUGUCCUGUUAAGCAUCCUCUCACACUGCAGAAAAAAAGUUGCACUUAACCCUCAGUUACAGCUGACUGGCAGCUUAUUACAUAUGAAGUGAAGAACAGGAACAACUUGAGAUAUACAUGACAAUAUACUCCUUGUUCUAAAUUUGUGUCACAAUAGUCAAUUUGUGUCUAAAUCUUCAACACUAUUAAUACCAGAGCCUAUGGAGUAUCCAUUGGAACAUCCAAGUGGGCUAAGAAAUCCUAAUGAAUUCACUUCAAUUUAUUCUAAAAGCAAAAAAUAAAAACUUGAAUAAACUGUUUGGCUUUAAGUAGAGACAAACAACAAUCGCUAAAACCAUCUACAUUAUAUGUGUAACUCCAGAGAUUAUAGCUUGUCUGCAGCAGCACUUAAUGUGACUACAAGUACAGAACAAAGCUUUAAAAUUCUGGUUACAGUGAAAUGCUUCCAGUAUCAAUUGGAAUGAAAGCAGAAACUGAAACCAUCCCUACUGCUCAUCAACUUUUCAGAAAGCCUCUACAAACAAUAAUGAUCAGUCCUGUUAUUAAAGCACUUGGGUCACAACCCAACAUUCUAGAAAGCAUAUAUGUGCAUCAAGUCUCUCUUUGCCUUUGGGGAAUACGCACACUGCUCAAAAUUUUUGGGGGAAGACAUAUAAAUUUGGGUUGAUUUGUAUACUAAUGACACCAUCAGUCUCAACAACUGAUUUGCAAAGAUGGAACAUUUUUGUAGUAAUAAAAGGCAUCACUAUUUUCAAUAAUUCUGCUCAGCUUGAUGAAUCAUAGAAUCAUAACUAUAGAGUUGGAAGAAUUGAAGCAUCAUCUAGCCCAACUCCCAGCUAAUGACUAUAGUACCUUCCUCUGAAGAGCACAGUCAGGUGCUAAACCUUCCAAAUCUGAAGCUGCAGAGGUAGACAGAGAUCCUCAACAUCUCCUCAAAUGUGAGGAAAGUUGGAAGAUGUUUGGCAGUUGCACAGCCAAAAGGCACCUGGAGAGUCUUAACCUCAUAGGACUCAACUGGCAAUCCUUUCCUGCUGCUCCUCAGUACAGUAAAGGCGGGCAAGCAGAAUGUGCCUGUUGGACUUCCCUACCUGAAGGCCCACUUCAAACAGGGACUCUCUACUCACUUGCACCCAAACUGCUAUUUUCCUUCCCUCUGGCAACGGAGGAUGUUGGAUGUUCCUGCAUAAAGGUGCUCAGGGCACUUUCAAGCAGGGAUGCCCAACUAGCAACUCUCUCCUUCAAGCAGUGAUGCCCAUUCUGGAAUGCCCUUGCUGGAGGCUGGGGCAGCAGGUUUGGUGCAAGUUGCAACUAGCAAAAAAAAUGUAAUUAUUGAUUACUGCAUCCCAUACAGUAUAUGGAAUAUAUACAUAAUUACAGGCAGUUAAUACAUAAAAGUAACUGCAUUAUUUAAAUAUGUAAAACUUUCCCCUCAAAAUUUGGUCAAGGCUAUGAAGCAAAAGCACCAUCCAGUGGCCAAAUUUAUUUCCUACUACGUAUGGUUUUCCGAGUACGGCAGAUUGAAUGAAAAGCACAGGAGCAUCCACCAAUCAUUGUUUAUUUGUUUAAAUGUAUACAGUAGACCGAAAGGAUCGCUGCCGUUUCUUAAUGUUUCUCUUGACUACGAUGCGUUUGAUGACACGAAUUUCUCUAGUACCAGACUAUUUCACAUAUUACAUCACACAAAGAGAUCAUGGUUUUCCUACCCCACCCCAGAAACGGGUUCACGGGGCCCGAUGUGUUUUGCUUAAUUCGCUGCACAGUAAAACGAAUACUGUACGUUCUCUGUCUCCGAUUCGUUACUGGGAACUACUUUGGAAACCAGUAAGAACUCUUCUGUAAAGGCAUCAAUUCACAGGUAACUUCGCGAUUUGUUCCACAUCAAUUCAGAACUACUAACAGGCGGCUGCCCACGUACAACCCAUUUACAUGUUGCUUUCGCGAUAACGACUUCUGUGUAGGUUAACAGCAGCUCCCCCAUAAACUAGCCUACCUUCUGUGGAAGUGGAGGCGCCUGGCCUCAGCCCCACUAAGUUCAUUCAUGUGGUUUCAGAGAGCUCAAUGCAAGUACGACUAGUCUGCCAAUUUACACUGUGUCGCAGGCGGAGGCCCCGCUUGCUUGCAAGGUACAGACUUCCGUGAAGCGCACUUGAGAGACUGAAACCUCGCCCAACCGAAAGCGGGAGACGGU